CUGCAUGAAAUAUCAUGGGUCCUUAAGGGGUCGAUUAUUUCUGAGGCUGGACAAUGGUUUCAAACUGGUUUUAGUUGAAGGACUGGCUAAAGACGCAGCUUCCUGCACACAGAGUCCCACGAAGUGAAGCUUCAACCAUUCAGUGCAAACGUUCAUUUCCUGUAGUGCUGACUCAGGAAGGAAAACAAGGCAGCAUGCAUACUGAGAAAAAGGAUCCGCCGUCUGCUGGGAGGGAGCUGGGAGGCUGCUAAAUCGUUAUUAUUCAGGCUAACAGAGUGAGACAGGGAUUAGCUGCACAGCUCAGGCUUAUACAAGGGACAGGAGGGCGAGGAAAGCAAGGCGAACGCAGGGCUAAGGGGUGUGCGCUUGUUGUCGAAGAGAAAUUUGACUACCAGGAACUGAACAGGAAGGAGGGUUAAAAAACACAGGUGCAGCGAGCACCUUGAAAAGUGGACUAACCAGAACCUGAUUGAAAUUCUACGUUAUCUUAAGCGGGGUAGAUUAUGAAAAGGACAGAGCAAUCCACUCGAUAGACAAUUUUAAAAUAAUAUAUUGAUCUGGCGCAGGAUCAGGGUUGUUAGAGUCUGCAGCUUUCCAUUAGCUGACUGAUAAGUUGCGACAACAAUAAAGCAGGUGGUUUUGGGUAGAGAGUUUUGGGUAUGGCUCAAGCCCCAGAAGAUUCCACCAAUCUGCCCUUCGAUGGGACGUGCGAUGCCUGUGAACCCGACGAAGCCAAAGAUGCAAUCGAAAUCUGCGAUAAUUGCGGUUUCUCGUACUGCGCAUUCCAUUCGAUAGAACACAAAGAUAGAUUUGCACAACACAGGGUUAGGGAUCCCUCGCAGCCUCCCCCACCAGCAGAUCCGUCCACGUCCACCGAGGAGCCAGGUGAUGAUAAAAAAAAAUGCGCCGUACAUAACCAAGAGCUGACGCUCUACUGCAGGGAAGACGAGAAAAUUAUAUGCGUGCUAUGCGCAGUCGCUGGAGAUCACCGACAGCAUGAACUCAUCACACUCAAUGAAGCCUAUCAAGAAAUGAAAGUAAGUUUACUCCUGGGCAGGGGGGGAAGUUACCAGUGAAAAGAAUGUGUGGCUUACCCGCUAAAUAGUGAAUUGCCCAUUGAAAGCUGAAUUGGAAAUCGUAGGCAAAAAUUGUGUUGAGAUUUUUUAUUUUUUUUUAUACAUUUACACCAUAUUUCUUUGGCCACUGAAUGUUUGAAAAUGUGGUAGUCCAAGCACCACAUGUUUAAAGGACCACUAUAGUGCCAGGAAAACAUACUCGUUUUCCUGGCACUAUAGUGCCCUGAGGGUGCCCCCACCCUCAGAGACCCCCUCCCUCCGGGCUGGAUGGCAAGGAAAGGGGUUAAACUUACCUUUAUUCCAACGUCGGGCGGGGAGCUCUCCUCCUCCUCUCCGCCUCCGAUCCUCCUCCUGGGCUGAAUGCGCAUGCGCGUCAAGAGCUGCGCGCGCAUUCAGCCGGUCUCAUAGGAAAGCAUUCAGUGAGAAGCACGCAAGCGCCUCUACCGGCUGUCGAUGAGACAGCCACUAGAGGAUUUGGAGGCUGGAUUAACCCAUUUAUAAACAUAGCAGUUUCUCUGAAACUGCUAUGUUUAUAAAAAAAAAAGGGGUUAAUCCUAGAGGGACCUGGCACCCAGACCACUUCAUUAAGCUGAAGUGGCCUGGGUGCCUAGAGUGGUCCUUUAAACAGCAGUGACGUAGGGGGGAGUAUUCACUAAGCUGUGAUUUGACAUAUGGGGACCCAAUAGUUGUCCAAAUAGAUAAGAUGGAUACGUAUUUUUUUCCAAUACAGCUAUUUCUUCUCAAAAUUUGCAUGUUAAAGGACCACUAUAGGCACCCAGAGCACUUCAGCUUAAUGAGGUGGUCUGGGUGCCAGGUCCAGCUAGGUUUAACCCUUUUUUCUAUAAACAUAGAGCACUUACAGCAAAGCAUAGCCUUCAGUUAUCAUAGGUACAAGGAUUCUCAAAGUGGGUUUUGGAUAGUGACACUCCCUCCAUUUCUCCUCCACCUCGACAGCUGGAACAUUUACUGUGGUGAAGAAUUAUAUGAAAGUUGGAAAAAAUAAACCUUUUUAUAUCCAUUGUAUUUUGUGUUAACUACUGUACUGUUACCAACUUCCCAAGAUGUUCUGUGUAUGCUGUCCUUCAUUUUCUGUGCACCCACAGUCAUGUGAUGUUUAGUAUUUGCAUUGUAUGCCAAGUUGUGCCAGCAGCCUGGCCUGACACUCUAGCCUGUUUCAACGCUCUACUACUUGUUAGGCCUUGGCAAUAUCAGUGAAGUUACAGUAACUCUUUAAACUGUUACCUUUUGAGUAUGUUAAAGAAAUUAAAAUUCUAAAGCUUUGCCUUACAAAUCGCUUAAAGGACCACUCUAGGCACCCAGACCACUUCAGCUUAAUGAAGUGGUCUGGGUGCCAGGUCCCUCUAGGAUUAACCCUUUUUUAUAUUUUUAUAAACAUAGCAGUUUCUCUGAAACUGCUAUGUUUAUAAUAGGGUUAAUCCAGCCUCUAAAGCCUCUAGUGCCUGCCGCGCAUGCGCAUUCAGCCGAAGAGGAGGCGGAGAGGAGGAGGAGAGCUCCCCGCCCGGUGCUGGAAAGAAGGUAAGAUUUAACCCUUUCCUCGCCAUCCAGCCUGGCGGGAGUGGGACCCUGAGGGUGGGGGCACCCUCAGGGCACUAUAGUGCCAGGAAAACGAGUAUGUUUUCCUGGCACUAUAGUGGUCCUUCAAAAAUAAAAAUAAAAAAGUUUCAAAAGUGCUUCUACUGUAGCCUCCACAAGACGUCUGGCAACAUUUCAGCCACUUCAUGGUUUGGGACAAAGACAAAAAUGUCGCCAGAUUACUUGUCAUAUGCACAAUAAAGGCAUUUUAAGGUAUUAUGAAAAAGGUUUAGGAAUUAAUUUAUUUUUACACUCCCUGUUUCAAAGGUGAGAUUCUUAAUCAGAACCAGCCUCUCUGCACACCUACAAAUGAGUUGGAAUCAGUUAUAUUUUACCUCUAUUCUGUAAAUAUUGUUACAGUUACUCGGCUGACAUUGACAGCAGAGAUAAACGCAUUUUCUGUAUACCUUUAUGCCAACGCAGUCAGUAACUGGCAAUGAAUGGCAAGCUGUGCCAGAGCAGAUUUGCUUAUAAUACCAGUAUACAUUUGUAUUGCUCAGUUAUUUUUUGUUUGUGUCUUAAAAGAGCACAACAAAUGUCUCUUAUUUUAAAGGAUCACUAUAGUGUCAGGAAAAUAAAUGUGUUUUCCUGACACUAUAUAAUCCUUAGGACCUCCCCACCCUCAGGGUCCCCCUCCCUUAAAAACCCUUCAGCCACUUACCUUAAUCCAGCGCCGGGCUCCCUCGGCGCUGGUGACCUUUUCUCCCCUGCCGACGUCGGCUCCUGAGUGGAGCGGAAUGCGCAUGCAUGGCAAGAGCCACGUGCGCAUUCAAACAGUCCAUAGGAAAGCAUUUCUCAAUGCUUUCCUAUGGACGUUCUCCACGCUGAAAGUGAAUUUCGCAUCCAGCGUCGCAGAAGCGCCUCUAGCGGCUGUCAGGAAGACAGUCACUAGAGGAUGGAUUAACCCUGCAAUGUAAACAUAGCAGUUUCUCUGAAACUACUAUGUUUACAUCUAAAGGGUUAAGACCUGGCACCCAGACCACUUCAUUAAGCUGAAGUGGUCUGGGUGACUAUAGUGGUCCUUUAACAUUUGCUGCAGUUAACUACCAAAGUGACAGUUUCCCUUUAAACAUUUAUUCUCUUGGCAACAGUGUUAUCCGCUGGUUACAAAUUAUGUUAUUACUGAGUUUUACAAGGUUGUAUUCCAAAGUUCCAAAGACACAGAGCAAGGUGUCGCCAGUGCUGUGAAAUAAACGAAAUGAGUUAUUUUUCAUUGUUUUAUUAGGAUAUGGGAUCUUGAAAGAAACUAUAAAAAAAAAAAAAAACAGCUCAGCUAUUCCUACUUUAUUAGUUAAGCAUCACAGAACAUUUCCAAAGGGGGAGAUUUCAUGGUCAAUCCAUGGUAUAUGGCAGAGUGAGGGGAUCUGUGCCUGUGGUAGCCCAGAUCUCUGCACAGCUCCCCCAUACAAAGCCCUGCUUUAUUAGUAACUAGAUAAUCAUCACGGGUUCUCAUCACAAGAACUGGCUGGGGGCAAAAAAUAUCUUCCCCAGGGCCAUCUGAGUAGAAAUAUCUGUUCCCAUACUCUAAACCACAGGGGUGCAACUAUGUAGCAGAACUCCCAAAACUGCAAAUAGACAAAGAGGGGCACUUUCAUUUUAAGGUCCUGCGUGGGGGUGAGGCCUGAAGUGGGGCGGUUCUGAGAAAUGUUAGGUGACUUACUAAUAACAAUUUAUAGAACUAAAAUGUAAUUUAGAACAAGAACAAUGUAUCUUAUUUAAACAGACUGAUUUCUAAACACAUUUAUUGUAGUUUAAAGACACAUCACUGGGAGUUUUAUUGCUGUGGAGCUCUGUGAUACACUCAAACAUGUUACUGGGAGCUCUGUACUCACACACCAACUGUAUGGAGCUCUUAGAACAAAGGGAUAUUCAAGUAGGACAGAUGGAGUUAAGUCCAAAAUAGGGACUGUCCACCCUAAAUAGGGACACUUGGAAGGUAUACUGUAGUUCCCCCAGUGAGUGAGAGUGAGCCUGUACCUGAUGUAGAUAAAAUGGCACCAACCUGGGCCCUUGCUUCCUCCUUGAGCAAAGCAUUUGGAAAAUGUCAUAGAGCAUAGUAAGUACAACUGACAGCUAUGCAAAGUACAGACUCUGCUCUCUGCAGGAAGAAACAGAUUCUCUUGGGAUCUAAUAGGCCUCUGGGUGACAUGCUGUGUUAGCCUGGGUAUCAUCAUUUCAGGAACUCUCUGCAUAUCACUUGGGUCCUGCCAGGCUCAACUCAGCUUGCUGUGUAAAAGACUACUGAGUACAGGUGUAGUGUCUUUAAAGAGGCAUUGUCACCCUCAGGGUACUUUGCAGAAGUUGCAACGACCCCCCCCCCCCCCAAAGAUGACAUUGCUGUUGGUGGUCGGGGGCUGGUAGAUAACUGUGGGUUCUACUUACCUGAACUUGUCCCUUGCGGGUGUGGCCAUCUUCCUCUGGCAGUCCUCUACAGCUCCGUGUUUCGACAUCGCUGUUGUACUCUCGCGAGAGUACAGCAUUGAGGUUUAUGGAGGAUCCUCUGAGACCAUAAGUAUCCUCCGUAGAUAAAAACAAUUCCCUGCAGCCGUCAUUGAUUUAACUGGGCGAAUUGACACUUCUAUACGGCGGUAGCUCCACGCAGUGUCUUACAGGGUCAGGCAUAGAAAAUAGUAGUCCCUACUUUGUCUCUUGACUGGGUUGGGAUUUAAUUCACAAAUGGAGGAUACCGGACUCACACUUAGGAAUCCAGGUGCUUAUCAGGGCCGGGGUUGGCAAAAACCCAGUUUAGUAGAUAAAAUAAAUUCGGUCCAGGCACUCAGGAUUGCUGCAGGAAGGCAGGUUUAUCGGAACAAAAAGUGCAACGUUUCAGCCUACACAGAGGCAUUUAUCAAGCUUCAUUUAAGUGAAAUUCCAACAUAUUUCAUAUAAUAUUCUAUCUUUAUGAAAUAAUUAUUUUUCAGUGGGGGGGGGAGUCGUGGGGAUGACAGACACUUUAAAGUAAAACUGAGCAGGUAAAAUUCAUUGAAGCAGGUUUCACUCUACUUCUUGCUCAAUUUGGAUCGGGUUGAUGGGUCUUUUAGGAGCUCACAGACAGGUCUGCUCUGCAUUAGUUGUCCCAUAAUUCCGGCAUGUUGCUUGGCAAUUUAAACAGCGUUACAGUUGCAAGAAAAAGUAUGUGAACCCUUUGGAAUGAUAUGAAUUUCUGCACAAAUUGGUCAUAAAAUGUGAUCUGAUCACAACAAUAGACAAUCACAGUCUGCUUAAACUAAUAACACACAAAGAAUGAAAUGUUGCCAUGUUUUUAUUGAACACACCAUGUAAACAUUCACAGUGCAGGUGGAAAAGUAUGUGAACCCUUGGAUUUAAUAACUGGUUGAACCUCCUUUGGCAGCAAUAACUUCAACCAAACGUUUCCUGUAGUUGCAGAUCAGACGUGCACAACGGUCAGGAGUAAUUCUUGACCAUUCCUCUUUAAAGAACUGUUUUUCAGUUCAGCAAUAUUCUUGGGAUGUCUGGUGUGAAUCGCUUUCUUGAGGUCAUGCCACAGCAUCUCAAUCGGGUUGAGGUCAAGACUCUGACUGGGCCACUUCAGAAGGCGUAUUUUCUUCUGUUUAAGCCAGUCUGUUGUUGAUUUACUUCUAUGCUUUGGGUCAUUGUCCUGUUGCAACACCCAUCUUCUGUUGAGCUUCAGCUGGUAGACAGAUGGCAUUAAGUUCUCCUGCAAAAUGUCUUGAUAAACUUGGGAAUUAAUUUUUCCUUUGAUGAUAGCAAUCCAUCCAGGCCCUGACGCAGCAAAGCAGCCCCAAACCAUGAUGCCCCCACCACCAUACUUCACAGUUGGGAUGAGGUUUUGAUGUUGGUGUGCUGUGCCUUUUUUUUGUCACACAUAGUGUUGUGUCUUUCUUCCAAACAACUCAACUUUGGUUUCAUCUGUCCACAGAAUAUUUUGCCAAUACUGCCGUGGAACAUCCAGGUGCUCCUGUGCAAACUGUAAACGUGCAGCAAUGUUUUUGUUUGGACAGCAGUGGCUUCUUCUGUGGUAUCCACCCAUGAAAUCCAUUCUUGUUUAGUGUUUUACGUAUUGUAGAUUCGCUAACAGGGAUGUUAGCAUUUGCCAGUGACCAGUGCCAGUAAGUCUUUAGCUGACACUCUAGGAUUCUUCUUCACCUCAUUGAGCAGUCUGCUUUGUGCUCUUGCAGUCAUCUUUACAGGAUGGCCACUCCUAGGGAGAGUAGCAGCAGUGCUGAACUUUCUCCAUUUAUAGACAAUUUGUCUUACCGUGGACUGAUGAACAGCAAGGCUUUUGGAGAUACUUUUUGUAACCCUUUCCAGCUUUAUGCAAGUCAACAAUUCUUAAUCGUAGGUCUUCUGAGAGUUCUUUUGUGCGAGGCAAUGCUUCUUGUGAAAAGCAAACCCAGAACUGGUGUGUGUUUUUAAUAGGGCAGCCGUAACCAACACCUCCAAUCUCAUCUCAUUGUUUGGACUCCAGUUGGCUGACAUCUCACUCCAAUUAGCUCUUGGAGAUGUCAUUAGUCUAGGGGUUCACAUAUUUUUUCCACCUGCACUGUGAAUGUUUACAUGGUGUGUUCAAUAAAAACAUGGCAACAUUUCAUUCUUUGUGUGUUAUUAGUUUAAGCAGACUGUGAUUGUCUAUUGUUGUGACUUAGAUGAUGAUCAGAUCACAUUUUAUGACCAAUUUGUGCAGAAAUCCAUAUCAUUCCAAAGGGUUCACAUACUUUUUUUUGCAACUGUAUUUACUAAAAUAUAUUUCGAAUUUCAGGCCAGAGUAUCUUUUACUGAAAGCGUAGCUGAUUUAGAUUACAUUUAAAUUUGAAAUUCACUUUGAAUUGUCACUUUAUAAAAAAAAAAUCCAGAAAUUCUAAGUGCAUAGACUGGGUGCCAGUUUUUGUAUGCCAGGCUGUUCCAUCGGAAUUGUGAAGGUUGAUCUAAACUGAGCAGAGAAUAAAUGUUUAAAAUGCUUACAAAACCGGUAAGGGAAGCUGUUUUUUUCCAUUGGGUAAACGUUUAAACGUGAUGCAUUUUAGUGGAAGCGAUUGUACUACAUUGAGUAUAAACCUUGGAUUUGUACUUGUUGUUAUUUUAUAUAACAGAAAUGUAUUGCAUCCUGUUUGUACGUAUAGGCUUGCACUCUAUACAAGGUUUGCUUCUGGUUGAAUUUGGCUUGUAAUCUGGAUAAAAUCCAUGAAAAAGACUGGGGAAAUAUUACUUUUUGCAGGGGGCUAACUUUGGCUUAGAGAAUACCCUAGAGCAGAAUUCAUUUUCUUUUAUUUGUUUAUAAAUAGUUUAUUAUCGGGAAAGCUGCCAAUCACUUGCAACAGCUGGUGGAGUGACCCUUUCAAACAGUGAUGUCAUCCAGUUGUUUGUUUUUACAGUAUACAUAGACAUAUGUAAAUUGCUGGGUUUUGUUGAAGGUUUGUGAGAAUGGAUCAGCAGUUAUACAUCAUGUAAUGGCAGUAAACACUGGCUUAAUUACAUCUGGUAACAAUUUACUUUAACAGACACAUUUCCCAGCACUUUCACACAUUGUUCACGCAGUUCUACAAAUGCCACUAACAGAGGUCAGAGUGCGGGCAGCAUUAUUGCAUAUUUUUACGUGACCGGCUGUGAAACUCAGGCCAUCCUGGGCUUUCCAUGCGCAGAGAACUGCAGAAAUGCCCUGAGACAGCAUUGCACUUGAAGCAGUAUAUGAUCGAUACUACUCUUAUUGGGACAUAUGUCUGAGGAGCAGAACAUCAGAGAAAAAAAACAGUGAAGUAGGGCAGAGGUUUACAAAGUGACUGUUUUGUUGAUUCUAUGACAGUUUUAAAAGGACACUAUAGUCACCAGAACAACUACAGCUUAUUGAAUUUGUUCUGGUGAGUAGACUCAUUACCUUCAGGCUUUUUGCUGUAAACAGCCUAGUGAUAACUUCACUGGCCACUCCUUAGAAGGCUGCUAGACAGGGCCAUCUUUAAUAUAACUAGGACCCUGGGCAACACCUUUCACAUACAUACUGACACUGACAGAUAUGCUGACACAGACAGACACAAACACACUUACGGGCAUACUGACACACAUACCCUGACAGGCAUACUUACACACAGACACACACACACAAAGACAUACACUGACAGACAUACUGAUAUACCCAUUGACGGGCAUACUGACACACACACAUACACUGUCAGACAUACUGAGACACACAGACAUACUGACACAUUCACACUUUUAAAUCUACUCCCUGUUUCCUACCUUGAAGGAUUGCUUCCCUGGUGUCCAGAGUGAUGGCUAAGGCUUUUGGGGGUUGCCAACUUGCAAUCCGGACCAGUCCCCCUCCUCUCUGCUUACCUGGUGUGAUCUUUCCCGCGCAGCUCUCUCUGGGAGGCAGUGACUCACGGCAGUCACUUCCUCCCAUGCUGCCAAAAAAGCAAAGGGGCCACAGCAUGCAACCGGGCCCAUGCUUACAAACGCCCACCGGGUGGCCCUUAGUGCACCGGGGGCGCAUGGUGGGUGGGGAGAAAGUUGUUGAGGGCAGCGGGGCACACGGGGAAGCUGCCUUGGGCCCCCUAGAAGUAAAAGGGCCCAGGGGAGAUGCUCCAUCUGCCCCGCCUUAAAGACAGACCUGCUGCUAGAGGUGCUUCCUGGGGCAGUGCUGCACAGUGUGACUAACAUUCAGUGUCUCCACCCUCUGCAUGGAGACACUGAACUUUCUCAUAGAGAUGCAUUGAUUAAAUUAAUCUCUGAGGAGAUGCUGAUUGGUCAGGGCAGCAUUUGGCUCCAGCACCAGCAGACUGGAAUAAAGGUAAGAUGUCACUAUAUUUAGAGGGGUAAGGGGGGCGUGAUAGUGUUUAACACGAUAGGGUCUGGAAUACAUGGUUGUGUUCCUGACCCUGUAGUGUUCUUUAAAAAAACCCUAAAGAUAAUAUUCACUUAUUUUUACUUCAAACGUAGCAAAGCAGCCCAUCACAGAUCUAGCAUUGCCAUGAGAACGAUGAUAAUAUAGAUUCAAAUGUAGCUUUAAAACUUUUAAGAUUGUUUUUUUUUUUUUUAUCUUGUCCGACUUAUAGAGCGUUCUUUGAAUUCUCUACAAAAUAUCACUUGCUAGUUUUACCUCCAGAUAGUGUCUAGUUUAGUAAACAUUGUGUGUAUUUGUCUGAGGUUUGUCAAUCGCACCAACGCCUGCAUGACAGCUCGAGGUGAUAGGGCCUGCUUAAUUUAGGUAAGGAAAUGUGAUAAGCAGCUGCAAUCGCUCUUAUUCUUACAAUGUGUUAUACAAAUCCUCUAGUAACCUGUAUGGGCGUACCUAAAAUGGAGAAUAAUCUCGUUUACUUUGGGUUAAUUAUUUCAUAAAGAAGUAUUUGGGUUUUCCUGGAACUUUGAGGAAUCCGCUUCAGUAAUAUUGCACAACACACUGAAUUCACUUACACCGUGCAGGUAAGGGGGCAGGGGACUGUUACUUUCCUGAUAGCUACAGAUCUGUUUCCUUUUUCCUCUCGCCCCAGUAGAUGCUGAUAUAGUAUACAAUUUACUGGGACUGAGUGUGUAUCAGGGUUAAGUGUAAAAUAAUUAAUAAAUAAAUCAAUCAAUUAAUAUGAGACUCAAUCUGCUGAGACAAUAAUAGGGGAGUCUGGUGCAAAUAUGGGGGGCCACCUUGAAUUAUCAAAACUAUAAAGAAACACGGACUACUUGCAUAACAAUUCGUGUGUGUGUGUGUGUGUAUAUGUGUAUAUGUAUGUGUGUGUGUAUGUGUGUGUGUGUGUGUAUAUAUAUAUAUAUAUAUAUAUAUAUACAUGUCACCUUGUGAUCAAUAAUCUCACUAAAGACUAAUUUUUUAAAUUUUUUUUGCCCAGUUACAUUUUCUACUGUGGUUUUGGGAGUGGCAAGUGUUUCUUUUGUUAUCUUUGUAUAAACCCCACUUACCUACACUACACUUUCAGGCAGUCCUAUUCCUGAGAUGUUCUGUGCACUCAUGCGCAUCAGCCAUUAUUUUUAAUUUGCAUUGGAUGCCAGGCAGUGCCAAGAAAGCCUUGCAGCUCAUGCACAUACAAAAAAAACAUAUAUUAUUAUUCAUUGAUUUGAGAAUUGUGAAGAACUGGAAAAUUGCACAUUUCUGGCCAAAAUAGCUGAACAUGAGAAAUUUUCCAUUGCCUUAAACUUUGUAGAAUUUGUAAUUAAAAUCUAAAUGUAAAAUAACCAAUGAUGUGGAAGAGUGUGUAUGACUACAGACCUGUACUCAAGACAGCGUGCAAAUAUACAUAAAUUGCACCAGCACUACUUCAGUUCAUACGAGCGUGCUUGCUUUUCCUUAUUAAGGCAUGUUUACAGACGGUGUAGUGCUUCAAUUAAGUGUCUUGACAAAGGCCAAUGUUUGGCUGAAACGUUGUCAUUUUCUGAAUACUCGAAGAAUUGCUCACUUGAACUGAAGGAGUAGAUGUAUUUGCUAACAUGUGCAUUACGCUGGGAGUGACCGUCACAGCUUAAAGUGCUUAAUGUAAUUUGAAUUUGGAGUAUGACAUGAAUAAUUUAUUGUACAGCUCUGCAGAAUAUGUUGGUGCUAUAUAAGCAAUAAUACCAGUUUGUGUCAGAUCUGGAACUUGUGUUCAAUUGACGUUGCUAUCUCUUUUUAACCCCUCGGUGCUCACUGAACAUUAAUUCCUGUUGCCUGUUGUCCCUUUAAUUGUGUAGUAACUUUUCCCCUCCCUCUCCUAGAAUAGAAAGCCUGUUGACCUGAAGCUUGCUAUGGGUGAAAUGGUCGAGAAGUUGAAGGGGAAGUGUGCUGACCACAGAGUAAGUGAGCAUUUUCCCAUGUCCUGGGAACAACCUGCAUUAACCCUUUCUUUCACAGCUCCAGUUCAUGCCAAACCUCACCGUCCCAUCCAACCACAUUACACCAAACUUUGUCUCAAACGUUUACCGCUUCUCGGGAAUUAUUUCAUCAAUGAAUUAUUUUGCUUUUGUUGUCUGAGAUUCCACAAAAUAUCUUUUCAGUUUGUUCUCACACUGCCGGCGUCCUUUUGUCAGUAUUUAAUGGGUUCAGUGGGGCAUCUUUAAUGCUGUCGCUAAGAAACAGUAGAAUCUCCCUUUCUGCAGAUAGAAUUUCCACCGUGCCGAGAACGGGACCAAGCUGGGACAUGUAGCAGUAUUCUGACAUUCAGACUAGAUUAGUAACAGAACUUAUUUAUCAGGACAGUUAUAGCUGUCUUUGAUGCUUUAAGGCUGGCAAAGCAGCAUGGGAUUUGUAGUUUUACAACACCUGACAUGUUUUGGCCACCCAAGAAGCAUUCAGGAUUGCCACAUUUCUACAUAAGCCAUGUAAGUAACAUAACCAGUAAAGCUUGCUUCAAGACAGCUUUUCAUUGAUCUGGGCCAUACCUAAACACUCCAGGCAACAUAACUACUACACCAACCAAGCUAUAGAGCUAUUACUGCUUAGCGUGUCCCUUUAAAAAAAAAAGUAAAACACUUUGUUGUCCUGGGUACAAUGUCUCUCUGUCUAUCUGUCUAUCUAUCAUUGAGAUUGAAUGGAAUUACUGGUAGGAGAGACCAAACUGUUAGAGCAUUAACUAAUAACUGCUAUUUACUUAUUCCUAUACAUAACAGAUAUGUUUGUGUGUGGUGUAAUAUAAAAUAUUAUUCCUGAUAUGGAAUGUUUAUUGGAGCAGUGAUUGUUGUAUCAUAUUUCAUUUAUCGUUGUAUGAUAAUCUUACCCCAGUAAUUCAUGUACAGUAAAACCUGUUCAUGAAUCCCAUCGGAGACACCUGGAUUGACCCUAUGUAAUCACUGUAGCAGUUUAUACCCUCCUCACACACAUUACAAGCUGGGUAGAAGAAUAAAGUCUCACUGAGUAAAUAUUGUUAUUCACAAAUGCUAAAAUGUAUUCAAUGCGUUUGUUUUAUUACAGUAACCCUUUACCUCCAUAGACCUAGUGUAAACAACUGGCUUUAUUGUGUUUGCAUCGCAAAGCAAUAUAAAUUAAGAUUUAACACGUUAUGCACAAUUUAUUAUUCCCUCCACUCAAACUCCUGGAGAAUUUGUUGUCUUCACUAAAAAUGUCUCAGGAGUGGCUCUGGCGAUUCCCCUUGUUACAGAGGGAUUGCAAUAGUCCUCCAGAGGGAUUGCAAUUCACUUUCCUUACUGGUCAAAACAUAUAUAGCUCAAUGUAUCAUUGGCUAAAGUAUACUGCUUGGAGGAAAAAAGAAAGCUCUGUCUAGUACAGGUGCCUGGUUUAACCAGGCAACUUUUUAUACUGUCUCUAUACGGUUUUAGUAUUACGCCAGAUAAAGGCAAUUUUUUAGGACCCUAGGUACAUUUUUGGGAAGCUACGUCUCUGAAAAUACUAUUAAGUUACUUCAAAUACUAAUAAGCAGGGUAUUUGGCCAUUGUGUUUAUUUCGGUUACACCUACUAUAUGUGACAAAAAUAGUAUUUCUGCUUCUAUUCCAACAUUCCAAGCUCUGUGGCAAGAUAACGGAGCAUUGUAGUGUUUAUGGUGCCAGGAGUUCCCUUGCACUCAUCCAUUUUGCAGAAGGUCUUGAUGGUAAGGUAUGUCUUUUUGCUGAUGAUACUAAGAUAUGUAACAGGGUUGAUGUUCCAGGAGGGAUAAGCCAAAUGGCAAAUGAUUUAGGUAAACUAGAAAAAUGGUCAGAAUUAUGGCAACUGACAUUUAAUGUGGAUAAGUGGAAGAUAAUGCAUCUUGGACGUAAAAACCCAAGGGCAGAGUACAGAAUAUUUGAUCGAGUCCUAAACUCAACAUAUGAGGAAAGGGAUUUAGGGGUGAUUAUUUCUGAUGACUUAAAGGUAGGCAGACAAUGUAAUAGAGCAGCAGGAAAUGCUAGCAGAAUGCUUGGUUGUAUAGGGAGAGGUAUAAGCAGUAGAAAAAGGGAAGUGCUCAUGCCAUUGUACAGAACACUGGUGAGACCUCACUUGGAGUAUUGUACACAAUACUGGAGACCGUAUCUUCAGAAGGAUAUUGAUACCUUAGAGAGGGUUCAGAGAAGGGCUACUAAACUGGUUCAUGGAUUGCGGGAUAAAACUUACCAGGAAAGGUUAAAGGAUCUUAACAUGUAUAGCUUGGAGGAAAGACGAGACAGGGGGGAUAUGAUAAACAUUUAAAUAUAUAAAGGGAAUCAACACAGUAAAGGAGGAGACUAUAUUUAAAAGAAGAAAAACUACCACAACAAGAGGACAUAGUCUUAAAUUAGAGGGACAAAGGUUUAAAAAUAAUAUCAGGAAGUAUUACUUUACUGAGGGUAGUGGAUGCAUGGAAUAGCCUUCCAGCUGAAGUGGUAGAGGUUAACACAGUAAAGGAGUUUAAGCAUGCAUGGGAUAGGCAUAAGGCUAUCCUAACUAUAAGAUAAGGCUAGGGACUAAUGAAAGUAUUUAGAAAAUUGGGCAGACUAGAUGGGCCGAAUGGUUCUUAUCUGACGUCACAUUCUAUGUUUCUAUGUUUCUAUUUUAAGUUUUAGAAUUUUUUGACUUCUUUGCUCGGGACCACUGGGCGCCUCUCCCUGUUCCCACUACAGCCUUCAGAGAGCCGGAAACUCUCUCUCAUCUAAGCCACGACUUGACUGCUUAAAAAGUGGGGUGCCGGGACACUUCUGACACCAUAACCACUACAGCAAAAUACCCCUUAAUCAGCAUCCCACUCUACACGUGAUACCUUUUUAAGAGCAUUAUAAUUACUAAAGCCUGCUGUAGCGGUUGCGGUGCCAGGAGUACACUCACCCAGACUUCAGAUACCAUGACCACUUCAAAUCACUGAAAGUGGACAUGGUGUUUUACAAUGCGCUACUAAUGCUCUGUUUUCAACGUGACAUUAUUAGAUGGCUGCAUGAGUCACUGACGGUCAGGUUGUGCAUGCUUAGUGAGGGUUUAAGGCUGAUUAAAUGUGUUUGUAGAGGCUGAGAGCAGGAUAGAUCAGUCAGAUUAGACCAGGUUGGCCUUGAUUCAGGGAAGACUGUACGUCUACACGAUAUUUGUAUUUUAUUUAUUUCUCACUAGACAUCAGCGCAGUGCAUUGAUUGCCCCCAAAUGACACGUACACCAUCCCAUAAUGCAUGGCGCUCAUGUCAUGGGAGACGACUAAUAAUAAAGCUGCUCGCAUUUACUUUGUCCUAGCGGAGUGCCUUUUUAAUCACCUUUAUGGAUGCUACUCAAGCAUAUACAGUAAGGUAAGCAGAUUUCAGGUUUCUAAUAAGAAAAUGGACUGUAUAGAUUAGCACUGACUUUAAUUCAGUCCUGUUCUAUACUUCUGAAUAACAAUCGCACCUUAGAGGCACAUUGCAAGCUCUAGAACUGAUUAUCGCGCAUGCACUUACUCUGUACUGGGCUCCCUUAAAAUAAACCUUGCGAUUACAGCUACAUUUAUCAGGAAGCUGGCAACAGCCACGGUAAAGGUACUAUCAGGGAACAUCUAUGGGGGUUAAGAUAAAAGAGAGCGAGAGGAAAAGGAAAGAGGUAAAGAACAAGAGGUGGGGGAUGGAGUGAGGUAGGGGGAGGGAGGAGAUGGGUGAUGAAGUGACCCCCUCGAUAUCGUACCCUGCUUCCACUGUACAUAUUGUAGCGGGAUCAUUUAGGUUUGAAAUGUGAAUUUAAGGAGCCAGGAAUCCCACAUUUUGUUAGUGUUUUGUAGUGUAAUGGAUAGCGCGGAUAGUCUGUCCAUGUUCCUAGUAUUAGUUCCUUUACGUUUUACUGUUUCCACAAAGGGGAUGUCCGGGCUUCCCCAUUUCUCAGAAAUUGCUCUCCUAAUGGCUAGUGCUAUUUUGGCAAGUAACUUGUUUUGGGCUCGUGGGAUGUCCUUGAGAGGCUUGGAAAGGAGCCAGAUCCACGGGUCAAGUGGGAUGUCGAGACGUAGAAUGUGUUUUUUUUUUAAAAAUUUUUUAUUUUCUUUACCUUUUUUUUAAAGCAUGAAUGAGAACAAAAUUGCCGUUAACCCCAGCCUUGAAUGCCCCUUUAAAUGUAAUAAAAGGACACCCUACCUAAUCUGCAUAGUAUGCAGACCUAAGAGUGAAUUCUCGCUCUCUAUUCUGCAGGAGCUACAUCCCCAGACUGUACAAUAAAUUGUUUAUAUGGAAGGCACUGAAUGGUAAAAUUAAAAAAAAAAAGUACCAAUGUAAUCGCUUAGCAAUUCAGCACUGCUUUCAGAUGCAGAGAAAUUCCUUCUAAACUGGUUUUAUUGAUUGGUGCUCUCUGAAUGCAUGACUUUAAGAGAAUUGUUAUUUUUCUGUUGAAGUGCUAAAAGCAGAUAAAAGAUAAGCAGUUGGGUCGGUUAUCUGAAGCUCUAUCGGGAUUGAUCCAGAAAGGGCUUACUACCAAGACUUCUCUAUUUAAGAUGUGCCAUCCAUUCUCCUAGAUCUGCUUUUAUAUGUAUGAAUAAAUGGCACUUAGGGUUAACCGACCACCUAUAUUUUCAAUCAUAAAUAAAACCUCUUUUAUGUUGUUGGCAAUUGUUUAUGUAUUUAUUGUUUUCUUUCAAAUUCUUUCUUUCUUCCUUUUUUAACUGUUUUAAGUAUCUUGGAAAAAUACAUUCAUAUAUUUAUUAAAAAAAAUACACCAAGGAUAAAAGUGUGUGAUAAAGUAUUGGAAAUAUAAUCAAAUGUUAUUGCCAUUAUAUGAAUCAUAUGUGAAAUAUAUUGCACUUUAUCAAUAAAAUAAUGGUUAUGGCCUUUCAAAUGAUUUUACAUUUUUGCAAAAACUUAAAAAAAUUAUUUCAAAAUAUUUAAAUAUCAAAAAAUAUAUACAUAAAAAUAUUAAGAUCAAUAUAUAAAAAUAUUAAAAAAACAAGUUAAAUCUUUCUAAAAGUUUAUCAAAAAAAUAUUAAAUGUAGACCUAUGUCUAUGUGAAGUUUUGAAUUGUUCUUUCCUAUUUAAAGAACACACAAAUAAGCUGUCAACUUUUAUUAACAUAAAUAUUUACAAGUACAUUACAAUUGAGACUCAUAUGACCUCAGCUGAUCUUUGGAAUGUGACCUUCUAGAUAUUGCCCAACUACAAUUUCCAUGAUUCUCUCGUCAUCUAUUGCAUUCCAAGAAUUCUGGGAGUUGUGUGCCAUUAACAUCUGGCAGGCUAGCGUUUAAUAUCCCUGUUUUAAAAUGUACCCAUGUAAUCUCUUAUGUUAGAGAUACAUUUUAACCGUGUGCUCAUUAUGCAUCAAUGGAAGCACUAUGGAAAUGGCCUAAUAAUCUGACCUCAAAAAUGGGUGAGAUGUGAGUGAUUGUUUUAAAAAACUGUAUUUUUGAUAUUCUGCUUUAUGGACCUUAAAUGUUAAAAUCCCUGUUCUCUGGUAUCUCUUAGGUAUCCCGCAGCGAGAUGAAGUGCUUCAUACAGAAGGAGUUUGAUCACAUGCGGCAACUAGUACAAGAUGAAGAGAAAAGGGCCCUACACUUUGUAGAUCUCCAGGAAGCUGUAGCCUCGGCUCAUGUAACAGAAGUUCUUGCCGAACUUAAUGUCCAUAUGGGCAAACUGAUGAUAGAGAUGUCCGAGAUCACCCGGCAGCUAAAUAGUUUCAACCAGAUGGUGAACGAGAAAUCGGAGGUAAUUUGAUUACAAAAAUGAUCCUGUACUCAAAGGGGUUCCUGAGAUUAAGGAGCACAGAUUCUCCAGAUAACACAACUAGAAAUGUACAUGUUCUAACACAUUUGCCUUAAGCCAUGAAUCUAAGAUUAUUCACACCAUAAUAAUAAUAAUUAAAGAAAAUGUUAAUUAAUGAAACAGUAGAAUCAGAAGUUCAGUGAAGCGUUAAUGUCACAUCUGUCCUUUCCAUGGCUCUAAUUGUUAUGCCAACCACCUUAACCCCUUAAGGACACAUGACAUGUGUGACAUGUCAUGAUUCCCUUUUAUUCCAGAAGUUUGGUCCUUAAGGGGUUAAAGAACAGCAGAUGACUAUCACUUGUAGCAAAUCAGCUGAUGUAAGUCAUCCUCAUUGAAUUGCAUGAGAGUAAAUUGAUAUUUUGUUUCUAAUUAGUCGCUGUGCUAAAGGAUGUCUUUGUCACGUGCCACCAAUGUUCUGCCUAUACCACUGUAAACAUUUCAGUGAGACUUAACAAGUGAAACUCUGUAAUAUGUACAAAAACAGCAGACAUGUGAGUAUCAGGUCUUUAGUUUUAAUCUGAUUGUCUGGCUUAAAUAUGUAUGUUUAUGUAUCAUGGGGUUGGGCACCAUGAAAUGUCCUUCGCGAAUGCCACAGAGAGUAUCACUGCUGCGUAUUUGUCACAAAAGGCUGAUGCGGUCUAUUGAGGGUGGGUGAUGUGGAUGAAGGAAUGGUGCCCUUAAUGGGUGACUCUGUGAGCUAUGAAACAAUAUUCAAAGUCUAGAUACACUUUUCACAGUAUGAGAGAGAUCUAAUUUGUCAGCUGGUGUUUUGGUGUGCUGGUAUUAUUUUGUCGCUGUUUUAAUGGGUACUGUGUUUUAAUGGGUACUGUUUUAUUGGGUACUGUGUUUAUCACUUUGGUUACUAAGAAGUUUUUGAUAGGUUUUUCUAUUACACUUAUUAACAGGUGUUUGGGUCGUGUGUCUGUGAAUUGUGGCGGUUACUAGAGGGUUUGAUGGGUGCUACAUCUGUUGAUUAUUGUAGCUACGGGGGGGGGGUUUGAUCUGCGCUGUGUCUGUGGAUUACAGUUGUUAUUUACAGUAUUGGGUGCUAUGUCUUUUUGCUUUUAUGUUUUGUUUUUUUUGCACGGUACUGUAUUAUUUAAGUGCUAUACUGAGCGGUAUGAGUGUUAAUUAUUUGAUGCAUGUCAACCUCAAAGGCUAGCACGGGCCACAUAAACAAGUGUAUACUAAACUAUACUAUACUAAAUCCCAGUCCCCCCCCCCCCCCCCUUUCCCUACUAAAUCCCAGCACCCCCCUCUACUAAACCUUCCUUUUGGAGCUGGUGUGGGCCCUCUUCUCUCGUGAGCGGAGUCUUCCUACUCCUCACUGCUCCCUCAUGCGCACAGUUUUGUGAUGCCAGGUGCCGAGAUAUGACGUCCUAUUCCGGCAUCACUACAGAGGGCGUGCGCUUGGAAGCCGUGAAGAGUAGGAAGACUGAGCUCCCUUGCUACCGCCAGGGACCUCUCCUCCGGCCUGUACCAGGUAAAUUUGAGCAGAGUAGGCACCUGCAAUGUAAGGAGAGCAGGUGCCUACCCUGCCUUAGUAAUCAUGGCAAACUCGCGGCUCACCGGGCCACCAAUAUAUUCAUUGUGGGCUGCAUCCGGCCUGCGGGCCACGAGUUUGACAUGCUUGUUGUAGGCUGUUGGUGACGGGAUCUAUUGAUUGAAAACGUUACUCACUAAAAUGAGAACUGUGAGCAAUUUAAACUGAAUUCAAAGUGAAUUUUUUCCCUGCUUGUAUUUUAUUUAAAGAAUUAAAGUUUUGGGAGGUUUAUUAGGAGUCUGUAGAACAAAGUUGUUUGCUGACUUUAUUUUAUAUAUUUUUUUAUUUCUGCAGGAUCCCGAAGAAGAAUCCAGGUAAGUUUAUAAACAUUCUACUGUAUUUCUACUGUGACUGUACAAUUCUUGCAAGCCCUGUUAGUCGAUUCAUGUGGAUUCAAUGUGUUCUCUCAUGCUAUUUCUAUUUAAUGUCUACUGUGAUUUUCUGUUUUGUGAUUGCACAAUUAUCUAAACCAUGCUUUCUUAAAAAGAUGCAUUUUUGAUGCAGAUAUUCUAACAAGCGUUGUCAGGCCUGACAUUUUUUUUUUUUCCCAUGGCAAUGGACAACACAGGAAAAGAGCUGCCCUGCAGUAUAUAGAAUUUCUAUCCUACAGGAUUGAAAUCAAUAAAUUAAUAAAGGGUAAGAUGGGUAUCAAAGAACUUCAUUGUCUUAUUUAACGGAUUUUCUGCCUGCGGGGUUUUGAUGUACCUGCAGGGCAUCACUUUUCCUGCACUGCCUGCCAAUCAGCAUGUAGCAUGUGAUCUGUCCUGUAAAACAUGUGCGUCUGGCAAACCUAAUUCUAACUGGUAAAUUUUGUAACAAAUUUUAAAAUCUACCAAAUCAAGUAUAACAGGAAUAAAAUACAUACAAUAUUAAUUCUUACAUUGUUCACGGCCUCAAAAGGUAACUUUAGCUCAGUUUAGCAAUAUCUACAAACUAUUUCCAAUAUUUGUUUCUAAAUGCAGAUUAUAAAAAAAUACUUCUUUGUGUGUUCUGUAUCCAUUUUAUAAAGUCCCAUCACACACCUGCCCAUGUGUGUGUGUGUGUGUGUGUGUGUGUGUUUUAAAAGGCACUGUAUUUCAUCUAACGCUAGAUGAAUAUAGGUUUCUACGUCUGAGGUUUAACAUUAUUUUUAGAUUGCACUAAGACCAAAACAUCUUGUUCAUACAGUAUCUAUUAAACACAUCUGUGCUGAUCUACUCCAGACACCGUGGCCUAUAACCACACUUAACCCCAGAUCUGCCAAUUCACUAAAUUUAUUUGCAAACAUUGCAUUCUAGAGGUAGACGGUAACUUUGCAGUUUGUUCAGAAUAUUAUUUGUGAAGCGUAACAAAAAUGACCCACAUGUUUGUUUGGUUUUUUUGUAUCGGCAGAUUUAAAUGUAUUCACUUUCUUAUGUACGUGCCUGGCUUGUUAGUUAAUAUAUUUGUAAUAUCUUGCGCAGGUUCUCUGUGUAAUAAGAUUACAUGACCUCUGCUGUAUAAUAGUUAACCAACCCCCAGUGUUUACAACCUGUCUUGGCUAUCUAAGGCUGGAUGUUUUGGGCAAAUUGUCACGAUUCGGGGAACCAAACACGCCAACACACACACACACACAAAGUGCCGUACCGGACCUUAGAGUGGCCGGGCUAAGCACACAAAGAAUAGUCAGGAAACAAGCCGAGUAAGGGGAACCAGAAGACAGAAUAACGUGAAACAAGCCGAGGUCAAAGGUUAGGAGAAAGUCACAGAGUCGGAUAACAAGCCAGAGAGUACGUAACCAGAAGCACAAGUUCAGAAUCAAUACUAACAAGCAAAGACCACAACAGGGCGAAGAGGAACAGGAAAGGUAAGUAUAUAAAUCCAAAGGUUAAUUCUGAUUGGAUAAUUUCCAAUCAGAAUUAACAAUCACACGUGGGAGAUAUCUAAACCUCCCACUGUGAUUGAGGCACUGUGCCUUUAACGCCGGGUCAGGUGACUGACCCCGGCGUUUGUUUAAAAUGGGCGGUCUCCCAGCGUGCAGCGUCAUGCAUGCUGCCGCUGGGGGACACAGAGGAAGAGGCGGACGGCACCCGUGGGAGAGAGGAUGCCGCCCGCCGAGCGCAUCUGGAAGGGGACCGCGGACGGCUGGAGGGUGAGUGCCGCGAGCGGACUGCAGCCUCCCCUCGCAGCCGCCCGCGGGACCCUGACAGUACCCCCCCUCGAAGACCGCCCAGAGGGCGGGAAGCAGAAGGCUUCAAAGGAAACCGGGCAUGAAAGGAGCGGACUAAAGAGGGGGCGUGCAAAUCAGAGCUCGAAACCCAAGACCGCUCCUCAGGGCCGUAACCCUUCCAAUCCACCAGGUAUUGCAGCCGACCCCUAGAAACACGAGAGUCGAGAAGGGCAGCUACUUCGAACACGUCACUAGAGACAGUACGAGGGGAAACGGGCCGUCCGAGAGGACGAGAGAACCGGUUACACAGCAAGGGCUUCAAAAGCGAAACGUGAAACGUGUGCGGAAUACGCAUGGAAGGAGGCAAGUCCAGGGAGUAGGAAACGGGGUUAAUCCUACGUAACACUUUGUAGGGACCAAGAAACCUGGGAGCAAACUUCAUGGAGGGGACCCUGAGACGGAGGUUCUUGGAGGACAACCACACCCUAUCACCCGGAGUAUAAGAAGGGGUCGCACCCCUAUGGCGAUCAGCGAACUUCUUCUGAGCAGCUGCUGAACGAGACAGCGCAAUAUGGACCUGAUCCCACGUCUUCCGUAAAGAGGCGAGGUGCUGGUCCAAGGCGGGCAUUCCCUUGUCAGAGAACGCUCCGGGAAGGACAGAAGGCCGAAACCCAUAAGCAACCUCAAAAGGACUUAAGCCAGUAGACGAAUGAGACACCGCAUUCCUGGCAAAUUCAGCCCACGGAAGAAGGCGAGACCAGUCGUCCUGGUGCGCAUUAGUGAAGCAGCGCAAAUACAAUUCCACAGACUGAUUAGCACGUUCGGCUGCACCAUUAGAUUGCGGGUGAUAGGAGGAAGUGAACGACAAGGAGACCCCCAUCUCAGCACAAAAGCCCCUCCAAAACCGAGAGACAAAUUGCGGGCCCCUGUCAGAAACAAUAUCCUGAGGUACCCCAUGCAAUCGGAACACUUCCUUGGCAAACACCUGGGCAAGCUGAAUCGCAGAGGGUAGUUUCUUAAGUGGAAUAAAGUGGGCCAUUUUAGAGAACCUAUCCGUCACAGUUAAUAUCACCGUCUGACCAUCAGAAGGAGGAAGGUCCACAAUAAAAUCCAUGGACAAGUGGGUCCAUGGUUUCUUGGGUAUAGAUAGAGGCAUCAGUAGGCCUUGGGGUCUCAUAUUAGGAGACUUACACUGCGUACAGACCCGACAAGCCUGAACAAAAUCCACUACGUCUCGCUUGAGUGAAGGCCACCAGAACUGUUGAAGGAGGCUCUUAUAAGUCUUGGUAACCCCCGGAUGACCAGCAGUUUUGGCGGUGUGAAAUAAUGUUAACAACUUUUUUCUGUCACUUACUUUCACGUAUAGUUUACCAACAGGCAUCUCCUGAGGCGCUUGGGUUUGGUAUGUCUUAAUAUUCUCAAGGAAGGGAGAUGAAACAACCAAACGGGUAGCAGCUAUGAUCUGAGAAGCUGGUACAAUAGGUUCAGGGGUUGGGUUAACAAAUUCUGAAGGUUCAUACUGUCGAGAGAUAGCGUCAGCUUUGGCAUUAUGGCAACCAGGUCUAUAGGUAAUAAUGUAUUGGAAUCGCGAAAGGAAUAGAGACCAUCUAGCCUGUCGGGCGGACAACCUUCUAGCAUCGGUUAUAUAGGAGAGGUUCUUAUGAUCUGUCAGAACCAUAAUUUUGUGUCUAGAACCCUCUAAUAAGUACCUCCAUUCCUUAAAAGCUAACACAAUAGCUAAGAGUUCUCUGUUCCCAACAUCGUAAUUCUUUUCUGGAUCAGACAACCUUUUAGAAAAGAAACAACAGGGAUGGAGGGGUUCGUCAUACGAUAACCUUUGUGAUAGUACUGCUCCCACCCCCGAUUCAGAAGCAUCUACUUCCAUAACAAAGGGAAGAGAAGGAUUAGGGUGGUGUAGUACUGGAGCAGAGGCAAAUGCUUUCUUGAGAGUUUCAAAGGCUUUAAGGGCUUCAGGAGUCCAAACCCUAGGGUGUAGACCUUUUUUAGUCAGCUUUGUGAUAGGAGAGAUAAGUGGUGAGAAGUUUUUUAUAAAUUUUCUAUAAUAGUUAGCAAAACCUAUAAAACGCUGGAUAGCCUUAAGUCCUUGGGGAAGUGGCCAGGACAGUAUAGCUUCCAAUUUAGCAGGAUCCAUACUAAAACCCUGUUCAGAAAUUAUAUAUCCCAGGAAUUGCACAGAGGUCUGAUCGAACAGACAUUUUUCUAACUUACAAUAAAGUCCGUUCUGUAAUAAUUUUUUAAGCACCAUCCUAACAUGUUUAUGAUGUGACUUCAAAUCAGGAGAAUAUACAAGUAUGUCGUCAAGGUACACCACGGCACAGACAUGCAAUAGAUCCCUAAGGACAUCGUUUAUGAGAUCCUGAAACACAGCAGGAGCAUUACACAGUCCAAAAGGCAUGACCAGGUAUUCAUAAUGCCCACUACGCGUAUUGAACGCUGUCUUCCACUCAUCAUUCUCCUUUAUACGGAUAAGGUUAUAAGCUCCCCUGAGGUCUAGUUUAGUAAAGUACUUAGAACCUUUAACGCGGUCAAACAACUCAGUGAUGAGGGGGAUAGGGUAGGCGUUUUUAACCGUUAUAUUGUUCAGACCCCUGUAGUCUAUACACGGCCUCAAAUCGCCCUCCUUCUUUGCCACAAAAAAGAAACCAGCACCAGCAGGAGAGGAGGACCUUCUAAUAAAACCUUUCCUUAAGGAUUCUCGUAUGUACUCCUCCAUGACCUGGUUUUCUUUCUCAGAAAGAGGGUAGACCUUACCCCUAGGGGGCAUAGUGCCCGGUAAAAGGUUUAUGGCACAGUCAUAGUCACGAUGUGGAGGUAGCUUAUCUGCCUCCCUCUUUUCAAAAACCAAUGCAAGAUCAGCAUAUACAGAAGGGACAGAAACAGAGAGUGGUUUAGCCGUGGGCACGUUGAGUAAACAAACAGGACGUACCUGAGCCAUACAGUCUCGUUGACAGGAUUCCCCCCAGGAUAGUAUAUCCAAGCAACCCCAAUCGAGAACAGGGUUGUGUUUCACUAACCAGGGAAAACCCAGAACGAUGGAAGCAGUAGGGGAGUCAAUUAUUUGGAAGGUUAACCUUUCCUUAUGCAAAACACCUACAGACAUCACUAUUUCUUGGGUCUCAUGGGUCACCAGAGGUUUCUCAAGUGGUCUACCAUCUAUGGCCUCAACGACCAAGGGUGUGGCCUUUUGGAUCAAAGUUAAGGCUGCGGUUUUAGCAAAGUUCUCAUCCAUAAGGUUGUCUGCCGCACCUGAAUCGAUCAAGGCUUUGGUGGUUAUGGUGGUUUUAUUGACCAAAAGAGAAACCGUAAUAAACGGUCUGGAGAUGGACACAUGAGGGGACAAAGUCAUAACACCCGAGGCCGACCCCUCUCUAGGCCUUAGGUGCUGUAGUUUCCCUGUAACUUAGGGCAGGCAUUACAGUGGUGCCCCCUCUUUCCACAAUAAAGGCAUAACCCCUCCCUUCUACGAUAUGCUCUUUCAGCCUCAGUUAGCCCCGUAGCACCCAAUUGCAUGGGUUCGGGGGUUGGUUGACUAGGAGCGGGUAGUGCUAGUAAAGCAGUAGAGGGGGAGCAGGUAAUGCCCGUGUAUCCAUCCGUCUUUGACUACGCCUCUCUCUUAUACGGUUAUCAAUAAGAAUGACAUAAUCUAUGACAUCAUCUAGAAGAACAGGCAAUUCCCUGGAUGCUAUUUCAUCCAGUAUGUAGGCGGCCAAACCCUCCUGAAAGGCUGUUACGAGGGCAUCAUUAUUCCAAACCACUUCAGCUGCUAGCGUGCGGAAUUCGAUAGUAUAAUCCGCUACAGAUCUAUUACCCUGUCGUACCCUAAGCAGAGCUUUGCCAGCAGAGGCAACCCUACCGGGUUGAUCAAACGUACGUUUGAAAGCUGUCAAGAACUCUACAAAGGACAUAGGAGAUGUAUUCUCCCACAUGGGGUUAGCCCAUGCUAAAGCUUUCCCGGACAGGUGGUUAAUCAAAAAGGCAAUUUUGGAUCUGUCAGUGGGAUAGGAACGUGGAUUCAUCACCAAAUGGAUGUCAAUUUGGUUAAGGAAACCACGACACAAUGCUGGGUCACCGCUGUAGCGUUGUGGCGGUGUCAUGUGAACAACAUGAGCAGGAACGGGUACCGGAGUGGGAAUGGGUUCGGGCACAGCAGCAGCAGCCUCCUGGACGGCAGGUUGCAAGUGUGCAGUACGAGCCAGUAUGGUUUGUAAAGCUUGGGCAAACUGGUCCAUACGGUGGUCCAAGCCAUCCAUUCUAGCCUCCUGAUUAACUAGGAGCUGUGGUAUGUCAGCAGGUUCCAUUAUGGCCCUGUUGUAAUGUCACGAUUCGGGGAACCAAACACGCCAACACACACACACACACACAAAGUGCCGUACCGGACCUUAGAGUGGCGGGGCUAAGCACACAAAGAAUAGUCAGGAACAAGCCGAGUAAGGGGAACCAGAAGACAGAGUAACGUGAAACAAGCCGAGGUCAAAGGGUAGGAGAAAGUCACAGAGUCGGAUAACAAGCCAGAGAGUACGUAACCAGAAGCACAAGUUCAGAAUCAAUACUAACAAGCAAAGACCACAACAGGGCGAAGAGGAACAGGAAAGGUAAGUAUAUAAAUCCAAAGGUUAAUUCUGAUUGGAUAAUUUCCAAUCAGAAUUAACAAUCACACGUGGGAGAUAUCUAAACCUCCCACUGUGAUUGAGGCACUGUGCCUUUAACGCCGGGUCAGGUGACUGACCCCGGCGUUGGUUAAAGUGGGCGGUCUCCCAGCGUGCAGCGUCAUGCAUGCUGCCGCUGGGAGACACAGAGGAAGAGGCGGACGGCACCCGUGGGAGAGAGGGUGCCGCCCGCCGAGCACACGGCUGAAGGGGGACCGCGGACGGCUGGAGGGUGAGUGCCGCGAGCGGACUGCAACCUCCCCUCGCAGCCGCCCGCGGGACCCUGACACAAAUAGAGCUAGAUUCUAUUAGAUUAAAUAAGUUAUGCCUUUUAAAUGGCAUUUCUCCCAUAUGAGAAAAUGCUAUUCAAUUACAAUCUUUGCUAUUAAUUAUUCAAAAUGCUAUUCAAAUAAGCUUACCUCAUCUGAUAUAAUCUAUCACUUAAUAUGGAUGUGGGUCUAUGCAUUAUUUGAGCAAUAGGUAGAGGUACUGGGGUCUAGGUGUCGAGUCCCCAAUUUAUGUUUAACUGCUCAAAGCAUAUAUUGAUGGAAAAUUAAGGAAUGGCACCGAAAUACACAUUUCACCAUAACCAUUGCAUUAAGGUGAAUAGGAAAUAACCUGGUUAAAUGAAAAGCUAUAUCCGAAUGAAUGAGUUUAUUCUCGAGAUGAAUGGGAAGAUUUUUUUAAAAAAUAUUUAAGGUUCCCUAGUUAAAUGAGAUUCUGUAGAUGGAUGGGAGGUUUUUGGGAUGAAUCAUCAGUAGAGAUGUUGCGAACUGUUCGCGAACUUCCCGCGAACGGCUCGCCGCGGUUCGCCACGAACCGUUCACGGCGAGCUCCGGUCAGCUGACACAUCCCGGCCAAUCUCCAGCAGACCCUCCCUCCCAGACCCUCCCAGGGUCUGCUGGAGAUUGGCCGGGAUGUGUCAGCUGACCGGAGCUCGCCACGAACGGUUCGCGGCAAGCCGUUCGCGGGAUGUUUGCGAACGGUUCGCGACAUCUCUAAUCAUCAGUGCUUGAGAUCAAACAAUCUGAAACCAACGAUUUUAUAGUUCAUAUGCAUUGGGUGAGGUAUGCUUUUGAGAUUUUACUCAUUAGAAUACCUUGAAAACAAUCCUAGGUUGAGUAGAGAUGUCCCAAUGUCUGAUAUCUUGAUGUCUAGACCGGUGUGGUUUGACACCGUAGCAUUGUGAACAAAUAUCAAGUCUUUGCAUAGACUUAUCGAUGCUUUAUAAAAAAUGAAUAUUUAAACCAGUGUCCUCUUCAAGUGAAAUUCACAUCUAUUGCCUUGUUCUUGAUGAUGGCUCCCAGCUCUGCCUGUGGUCUGUGUGAAAGCCAUGGCAGAUGUGUUUAGACAAGAACGUGUUUGAUUUCUAAACAGGAAAUAUAAAUUCCCAGGCGUUCAUGCAACAUUUCUGGAGUUCUAAAAAGGACGUAUGCUUCCUUGGACUGGCCAGAUGUUCCCUCUUUAUUCAUUUUUGGGGAAUACCCAAUCCCGUGCCAGUGGUACUUAAUUUGUGAUCCUACCAUCGUCCAUUGCUUGAUUGUGUUCUAAUAAGUGAAGGACAACCCCCUUCAUGUUGCUAAUUAUACUAAUUCUUCAGUUCUUUCCAGAUUCAGGGCAAGUGGGAUAAAUUAGGGAGAGUCAGACCAUCUGGUUCCAGAUGUGGGUGUAACACGUAAUGUCCCUUUAGGGGAUAAUGGAGGGGGCAGGAUAGACCGCCCUUGGUACUGUCACUGGGCUAUGUUCAUGAACACCAUGUGGAAUUAAUCUAGGAUAACCAAAUGUUCCCUUCAAGACCAUUUGAAAUAAGCUGAAAAAGGCUGUGUUAAAAAAAAAAAAAAUCUAGGAAAAGGAGGUUUGUUUAGGAAAAGGUAGUCUUAUUAGCCCAGUGAAUCCUUUUAGUGGGCAACCUACCCAUAACCUUAAAUAAGAUGACAUCAACAGAAUAGGAAAACUCCUGGACCUAGACUAAUCUCCAUACUGCGGAAGUGAGGGGCACGGAGUUCUGAGAUGGCUUUGAUACAGUUUUGCUCAUCAAUACUCUAAAGUUGUACAAGAAUAGCUAGCUAUUAAGGCUCUUUGUUUUGUUGCUGGUUUGUGUGGCUCUUAGAAAGUGAAGUCACUUGGUGAUUGGACAUAUUCUCUCAAAGGAAAUCACUGAGAGUGCAAGUCGGAGCCGAGUUUGGUAGUAAAUCACUGCCCAGUGGCAUGAUAUCCCUGCCAACUGCCUGACGCCUCAUUACCAAAUCCCUGCACUCUUCCUUCAACAUAGAGAAUUAGACAGAUAGCCCAGACAGCUAAUCUCUCAGUAGGGAACAUGUCUAAAGGCUCUGGGCCAGACUGCAGACGAGCAAGGAUUAAACAUUCAGUUAACCCCUGUGUUUGUGCGUGUCUGUGUGUUUGUGUGUGUGUGUGUAUACAAAAAAGAAAAAGGAAGGCUGCGCUGCUUGGAAUGCAAAGUUUUGCACACAGUGCCACACAGCUGUUUAAUUGAAGGACAUCGAGAAAACACAAAUGCUUUGAUUACCAUUUAUCAAUGCAACCUGAAUUAUUAUUUUUUUUCUGUUUUGUGCAGUCUAUUUGUCAUUCUGCAUCAAGCAACAGGAGGAUGGGGUGACAGCGGCAUAGAAGUAUUUUUUUGCUAAGGUUUUUUUUUUUUUUUGGGGGGGUGGAGGGGUGGUUAAAUUGGUUCCUAACCUUGAACUCUACUGUGACCCAUGUGUGUCUAUCAGUGAGAGUGAAUCCGUGAUCUUAAAGGGUUACCCCAAGCACCAUGACCACGUCAGUGAUUUGAAAUGGUGAUGGUGCUCAGAGUCUGUAUGCACAGCGUUUCACUAUGCUCCUUUGCUGCUGGAGGCGUAACUCCAAAUAAUUCAACAAGAGUUCCCGACUGGUUAAUGUCAAUUUGGUGCACGUUUCCAUGCACAGACACUUAUUCUUUGUCUGAUGAUACUCUCAGCCAAUCAAUGAGUGGCUGUAUCAACAUCCGGCUUCCGCGGAACAGGAGACCAGGCUCAUGAUGGGACCCAUGUAAUAGGACCCUAUUUUAAUUUAUACACAGGAAAAAAUAAUUUCCUUCCAAAUCAGCAUUUUUCCCCCUAAUUUUGGCAUUUCAGUUAUGAAUUCACUACAAUUCGGCCUUUAGUGAAUAAAGUACUUUCCCGAAUAUCCUUGACCAAUAUUAUUUUCGUGGUUGCGCAGCUGAAAUAUACGGCAAACAGGUCUAUCGUUAGGGAAAAUAAAUCCAGAAGCUGCUUAUUGAUCAACAUCUCGGCUGUAACAUGGAUGAAUCUUGACAAAGACAACAUAAACACCAAUCAAUAAAUCGUUUAAUUGAGGUUAUACACUUCUGAGUCUGCUUCCAAGAGAUGAAGCCUCAUACGUGGAUUCUUAUUAUCCUGUUGUGUGGGAUUCUGAAAGCAUCUUUCUUUUCUUUUCAUUUUUUUACUCCUUUCUUUUUCUGUUCUGCUUUUCCUUAUUUUUUUGAGUUUACAUAUUUUCUAUUACACAAAACAAAAGACAGGAUGCAUGACCGAUCAUGCAUAACUUUAAAAAUUAUAUUUUUAUUAAAUACAAAGAUAACGCUCACAAUGUCCCCAAGCAUUCACCUGGAUCUCAUGAUAAAAUAUAAAAAAAAAAUAUCUUAUUUCCAUAAUGUGGUAGAAACAGUCUGCACCCACUCUCCAGCAGGGGCUGGCUUGAGCAGAAGAAAUAUAUCUAAAGGAGUCGGCGACAUUGAAGGACACUACAGUAUGAUGCAUCCAACAUAGACAUUAUGGGUAGAAUCUGUUGGCGCUAUAAAAAUGGCGAUGAUAAUAAUAUUACAUAGAUUACUAAAACCACGCAACCUUUACCUUGUCCAUCCAGGAGAGGAGAGACUACCAUUCCUUCCUCCCCUCCACCCCCCCAUGCUUUUUUCCCCCAUCCAUCUUCCUCCCAUACCUAAAGUAUUUCUAAAUUAAGUUAUGGCUUCAAGGGGCUGGGGAGGGGGGCAUUGUACAAACCAUGGUAUUUUCUUGUUUAACCCCUUAAGGACCAAACUUCUGGAAUAAAAGGGAAUCAUGACAUGUCAUGUGUCCUUAAGCGGUUAAACUGAAAAAUUCUGUCCUGUACAUAAUGUCAAAUCCUUACUGUAUAAGAUUGCUGUAACAAAUAACUUCUAUUUAUAUAUGCAAAUACAAUGUGCUUGACUAAUUGAAAUAAGAUUGUCAAAAAAACAAAGCAAUCGGGCUUGCAAAAGUAAAAAAAAAUAAUGACAGCCACCAAAUUAACAGAAUGUCAAAUAGAAAACUUGGCUGUAAUCAUCAUUUAGAAACCGCACUAAUUAGCAGAUAACAGCUUUAUUUUAAUAUUUUCAGCAUCAGCUGACUGUGCAGUGCACUGAAUUAUUAUUUAUUUUUUAGUACAUUCCUCAAAUAACCAGGUGUUAAACUUCUCUGUCUAUUUUAAGGGUAACUGCAGUUCGGAUGCGGGUAUUUUUUAAUUUAGCACUUCAUUGAAAAUGCUUGUUAUUUUGUUUGUGUGCAUGUGAAUACGUGUACUGUGCGUUUUGUUUAUUUCUUGUAACGUGCAAGAUAAUGCAUCUUGGACGUAAAAACCCAAGGGCAGAGUAGAGAAUAUUCCUAACCUCAACAUCUGAGGAAAGGGAUUUAGGGGUGAUUAUUUCUGAUGACUUAAAGGUAGGUAGACAAUGUAAUAGAGCAGCAGGAAAUGCUAGCAGAAUGCUUGGUUGUAUGUGGAGAGGGGUUAGCAGUAGAAAGAGGGAAGUGCUCAUGCCAUUGUACAGAACACUGGUGAGACCUCACUUGGAGUAUUGUACACAGUACUGGAGACUGUAUCUCUAGAAGGAUAUUGAUACCUUAGAGAGGGUUUAGAGAAGGGCUACUAAACUGGUUCAUGGAUUGGGGGAUAAAACUUACCAGGAAAGGUUAAAGGAUCUUAACAUGUAUAGCUUGGAGGAAAGACGAGACAGGGGGGAUAUGAUAGAAACAUUUAAAUACAUAAAGGGAAUCAACACAGUAAAGGGGAGACUAUAUUUAAAAGAAGAAAAACUACCACAACAAGAGGACAUAGUCUUAAAUUAGAGGGACAAAGGUUUAAAAAUAAUAUCAGGAAGUAUUACUUUACUGAGAGGGUAGUGGAUGCAUGGAAUAGCCUUCCAGCUGAAGUGGUAGAGGUUAACACAGUAAAGGAGUUUAAGCAUGCAUGGGAUAGGCAUAAGGCUAUCCUAACUAUAAGAUAAGGCCAGGAACUAAUGAAAGUAUUUAGAAAAUUGGGCAGACACAUUCUAUGUUUCUAAUCUGGUUGGAUUUUUCUAAUUUUUUUUUCUCUCUCGUUUUCUUUGAUGCAUCAUGGGUUUGUUCAAAUUCAUGCAUUUUUGACUUACAAGCUGAGCACUGAGGAAUAUAUAUCGCGAGCACAGACGCAGUUUUCAGAAGUCUGUUCUAAAACAAAGGGUCGUUUUCGCAAUAAAUCUAUAUAUCUAAUCAAAGAGCUGUAUAUAAUAUUAUUAUUAUUAUUAUUAUUAUUACUAAUCUUCGCAUUGUAAUAGCAACAACGUAUUCCGCUGUUUUUUUCAAAUCUUACAAAACGGAUAUAAAACAGAUGGUUAUUUUGGAAGAAACCCAGAGGUGAAGAGGGUCUUGGCUGAAGGAGCUUGCAAUCUAUAGAAACCUGAAUAUCCUGUUUUUUAGUGCUGGAUGCAACAUGUAGCCAGGUUUAUUCUAUAUAAAUAAUAUAAAUGUUAUUCUGUAACUGUCCACCAUACACUCAGUCCAGCGUUGGCUUUUCACAGCCUUUUCUGUCUCUCCCUACCUGUGCUGGCUGAUGGCUUUUGCUUGUUAAAAUCAUUGUUUCACUAAGCGUUCUGUUUGCUGCAGCAUUGGAAACUCCAGGCUGAUAAAGGCACAUAACUCGCAAAGCAUUAUCAAACGCUCAUCCAUCAUCACACAGGUCCAGACCCCUCUCUUCAAUCACCCUAUAUCCCCUACGUUCUCUCACCAAGCUCAAUAAUCUCCUGAGAGAUCAACCUGUCAAUGCUUCAAGGAGAAGGAUUCACAGUGCUAUAUUUGUAACUCCACAACUGUGAUUUUCCCAAGGCAGCUUACAUGAGGCCAAACAUGGCCUUCCUAAGCCAAGUCAAGCUGCUACUAUCUGCCACGCAAGUCCUGAUCGGUCUCCUUGCUUAACUCGUUCCUUGAUCUCGACCUGCAGCUGAUGAAAGGGUAUUUGCCAAUACAGAUUAUCUUUUCAAGUGUCUAUUUUAAAGCACCCCUAUCGCAAACCAUACCGGAUUAUUUACCAGAGUCCGAAUACCAGUCUGGCUUAAUAAAAAAAAAUAAAAAAUAAUGAUAAUCCUGUACCAUCUGGGGCAUUUGGAUGACAAAGUCAAGAUAUUGAUCCGUGUAUUUAAUGCCUGGAUUUUGAAAUAAAGGCUCCAAAUACAUUAGAAUAUUCACUAGUCAGGAUGAAACAAAACAAUUGUAAUCAGAUGAUGGGAAUUUGCAACCGAGUGUGCCAAUCAAAUGAUAGACAGAAUCAGCCGCUGCCUGCAAAAUCAGUUCAACCAAAUUUCCAAAAUGCGGAUUUUUAUAUUUAAAAAAAAAAAAAAAAUGUAAAUUUUUUUAUUUUUUUUUAUUUUUUUUUAGAGAGUAGUGACUGUCCAAUAUAUUAUGUUAUUAUUUAUAUAGCGCCAAUAUAAAGCAGUGAUGUGAUGACAUUGGAAAUGAGCUGCAUGUGUCAAACCUGGCCACCUCCAUAGUACAUACAUUCAGUCUCUUAUACAGGGCUGUGUAACCAUCAAUGUGUGCAAUUUACAGAGCUUAAUCUUCCAUCACCCCAGAAAUCUAAUGUUUGGAGGUAGGCAAUUAGCUGCUAAUAGGAGGUAUAGUCUGAAGGCAUUGGGUGCCAGGGGGCUCCCUAAUUCAUUAGUUUUUAGUGGGACAAUCCUGAUUUUUGGGUCUUGUUCCGCCGUACUGACUUUAUUAUCUGGUGUCCCACAUUUGCCGACUUUCUUAGAUGCACUUACACUAUGUUCAGGGCACUAGGACCCUAUAGAGAGCACUGAAACUGCUUUCCCUGCGUUAUCUGCCCUCCGUGGGGAGGCUAGCCUCUUUUUGGUUGGAGUAAGUGACACAAUCGCCUCACUGGCCCGUCCCUUUCGCCUACCUACGGCCGGCAUGCAGUUUCUCUGGACACCAGAGUUGGGGGGAUUUGGGGGUAUGCUAAUCUGCUGGGUGGACAGUCACACACCUCGGUCCCGUAUCGAGUGGGGUUUCCUUUGUAUGAGGAGGAAAGUUGUGAUUUAAUAGGCAUGUGUAAUUCGUGUAACUAUAGGUCCAGGUACCUACCGUACUCAGGGAGUGGAAAGAGUUAAAGUAAGAUAGACCUGGCAUUGGGUAUACAAACCCACCUAUCUAACAACUCCAUUAUCUAGUCACUGGGGUGUUGGAUGAUUCAGAAGAGCUCAUUCAGAAGAGCAGAAUACUCUGAUAUCAGCAGGAGGAUGUGUUGUCUUUUUUUUUUUUUUUUUCAUGACCUAAUUCCUCCGGCUGUCUGUAGGUGGAAUUCUGUGUUUUGAUUUUUGUCCUUUUUAUUUGCGAUACCUUGAUCUCACCAUGUGACGUAUACUGUGGCAUGCUACACUGGGGGGGGCAAGCAGAGAGAUCUUUGUCUAUGGCGAAUUACGUGGGUGCGUCAGCUUGAACAGAGUACAACACAGGACAUUUAAAGAAUGUCUAUAAUAAAGAAUACAUGUAUCUAUUCCAUAAUGGCGGUAUCCACUAUCCCUGUGUAUCUAAUAACAUGUGGCAGGGUAGGGAUUCAUACAAUUAAUUUAGAUUUAAAGUAAAUAGUGCACACAUCUUGAAAAUCUUGCAGGAGAUGCGUACAUGCAGCUAUUAACUCAUUGCAUGGAAAAUGUAUAUGCAUCUCCUAAUAAAUGCAUGCGUUCUUUCCUUGCAACACCUUUAAUACUCCGGAUAUCACACCAAUGAAUAAAAUAACCUGUAACUUGUGUUAACCUUUUUCCACAUGAUGUUUCAUUUUGUUUUAAAUGUAUAUUAAAGAUUUCAAAAUUGACAUGACAUAAUCCAGUUCAGUCCUGGCACUGCCAAGGCACACAACGUAAUGGAAGAGAGGAAACAAACCUUGUUUGAGCUUCUCCUACUCUCGCUAUGCUCUGUACUGACUGACAGGUGUAAAGGGCAGAGGAAGGGAUUGAACAUACUUCAGUGUCCCUGAGCAAUGUGAUAACAACAGAUUUUGUUUUCCACAACGUGAGCCAGGGCUAUCACUUUUAUAAAGUCAGUGGAUUCAUCACAGAUCCCGUGAGGUUCUCUUCUGGGUUAUGGUCCGAUUUGACUGUGUUUGAAUACAUUUCCUGGGCUGUAAAUGUCAUUGUUAACAUACAUUUAAAAUGUAAGUGUGUGUGUGUAUAUGUAUAUAUGUGUGUGUGUGUGUAUAUAUAUAUAUAUAUAUAUAUAUAUAUAUAUAUAUAUAUAUAAUUAUUAUUUAUUUUUUUAAACAUUUAUUUUUAUAGUUAGCCGCCUAAUACCACCUUACAAAAUAGUCUAGAUAAGUGGAACGUUUAAAGCAGAUCCAACAAAUAAAGUGCAUCUAUGUUUUUUCAAAAUGUGCAAAAAAGUGCACUUACCACAGCAAAGUGCUCAGAAAUUCUGUACAAAGUUUUAAAUCUAUAUGCAGUGCAAACUAAGUAUAUAUUAUUUUAAAUCUUAUUUUAUUUUUUUUUGCACAUUUGAAAACACACAGAUGCACAUUAUUGGCUUGGUGUUUCUGCUUUAAGGGCUCCACUUAUGUUGACAUACCUUUUAUUAGGUAACAAGUGAAAAUGUAACAUUAAAUCAAGUUAAGAGGUUCUAAAAAAAAAAAAAAAGGAUCUAAAAUGAGAGCAUUGAGUGCUGAUGUUUCAAAACAGCUAUAAAAGUGCUUGACGUGCUAAGAGGCAGCUUUCAACACCGUCACAAUCCGAGGGCAGGUGUGUUCUUUGGCCCUUGGAAUCUUUCCCUAAUAAUAGCUCGUACAGAUGGCAUUUAAGACACUACAACAAAGCAAGUGAUGUGGACCAAGAGGCCAUCGCCCAGCUUAGAGAUAAAGUAUGUGAUGUCAAUGGCAGGAAGCCUCGUUUGACUGAUUUAAAUGAAUUCUUGGGUGCGCCAGAUUGACCGUUUCCUGUGUACCAUGAGGUUUAUUCACCAAACAGUGACAUAGUGAGCUGACGCCAGAUCGACAUAAUUGGGAAAUGUAGAUAAAGGCAGCCACGUUGGACCAUCUCAACCAAGUAAAAUCGAGACCGCAAUCUAGCUGGGAAAAAAUCUCCAGAAUUCUGCAUUUAGGUAUAAAUUGUUGGCAAUUGGAAGUGAAGGCCAAAACAGCUGAAUUCUCCAAGUAUGCUAUGUUUGUCUUUGGCUACUGUGGCCUAAAAGUUAAAUUCCACAUUGAAUUUACACUUUAGUGAAUAAUUUUGAUUUAGAGAUAAUUCUUGCUGUCAGUAACUGCUGAUUAAAAGUGUGAUUUCCAAAGUACAUUUUGUAUUUCUGGAUCCUAUCAGACAGCAGACACUAGCUACAGGGCUCAACAUUUCUACUUGCCAGUAGCCACUGGCAAGUGAAAAUCCAGCCCUGGUGAGAAGUUUAGUACUGGUGAGUUUGACAUUCACCCUCCAGGCUUGCAUUGGCUCGUAACUUUUAAGACCUGGCUUGUAGCGUAGGACUUGAAAUUCAAGCCCUGAUAGCUAGAUAAUUAAAUCCCUGGAUUUUAUUCUUAGUCACUCAUUAGGUACUCAUUCAUUGAAAAUAUGAUUUGUGUACCUUACUUGUCAGAGUCUCCAUUAAAACUUAAAUUAAUAGAACUCUCAUCUCCCUACAUCAGGGUCUCUGUACGUAUUCAGACAGAAUAUUACAAUUUUUUUCGUUUCUUGGUUAAAGGGACACUAUAGUCACCAGAACAACUACAACUUAAUGUAGUUGUUCUGGUGAGUAUAAUCAUUGCCUUCAGACAUUUUAAUGCAGUGUUUACAUUGCCCCUAGGGACACCUCCAAUUGGCAGUGUUUACAUUGCCCCUAUGGACACCUCCAGGUGGCCACUCCUCAGAUGGCCACUGGAGGUGCUUCCUGGUUCAGUGCUGCACAGUAUGCAGCUCUGCCAUUCAGUGUCUCCACGUUCUGCAUGGAGACGCUGAAUUUUCCUCAUAGAGAUGCAUUGAUUUAAUGCAUCUCUAUGAGGAGGCGCUGAUUGGCCAAUACAGCAUUGGGCCCCACCCUCUUGCCGAUUUUAGCCAAUCAAAUGCUUUCCCCAUGGGAAAGCAUUUGAUUAGCUAAAAAUGGGUAAUUCUGAUUGUCACCAAGGGGGCGGGGCCAGUUCCGGCAGACCCACGGCGCUAGAAAUAAAGUGAGUUUUCAUGCUUGUAAGGGGGUGGGGGGGGGCAAGCCACCUUAAUGGUAGGUUUUGCACAACAGGGUCAGGAAUACAUGUUUGUGUUCCUGACCCUAUAAUGUUCCUUUAAAGAAGUGAAGGGAUAGUGCUAAAUGCAAAUUAGAAAAGCCAACAGCCAAUAAUCAUAGGCGUGCACAGGGGGUGUGCUGGGUACGCUAAUCCGCACGGCACGCCUGUGAGUCCUGCAGGAACACGUGGGGGAUUUUACAAAUGUUGACGGAUGACCGAUUAUAUCAAUGAGAUUGAGGUAGACAACAUCUAGGUUGGGGCAGUGCCCAAAAGGUAGAUCACCUGAUGUUGACGAACUACAGCUCCUAUGAGGCUUUGAAUGCCUUUUAAAAUGCCUUUAGAAUGACAAAUCAUUAUUGAAGCUGUUUUAAAACCUCAGGGGAUCUACCUUUUCGGACACCCCUGGCGUAGGGUCAUUCCAAGAUGAUUAAGAACCUUACUUAAUCUACAUACUGUCCUUCUCAUACAGAAUGUAGAGUUUAGUCCUCUUCACAGUAUUCUCUGUUCGUUUGGCACAUAAAGGGUUGGCAGUGGGAUAUUUAUUUUGUUUUGUGCCUGAAAAGAAGUGGCAUGCAGAAGUGAUGAUUGAUGAUGGGGUUUGUGGAGUCUCCUGAUGGAGGUUUGAUGGGGUCAGCGAGCUGCAGUCUCUGCACUUCUAACUGGUUUGGCUAAUUACUUUGGAAUAGCUACUUGACUGAUAAAAUAAUUCUGCUGGAAAAGCCAUUUUCUUUGCUCUCUAGUGAUGGGAUUAUAUCAAGAGCUUUUCAGCAAGAUAGUUUGCUCUCUGACAGAGUAUGAACAGGCUUUCUAAUGAGAUUAAACAAGGUCAUUAUCUAGAAACUUGGAUUGAUCGACAAGGAACAAAUACAUCUGGGUUUAUCCACUAAACAGUGAGCCGAGAACUCAACGACUAUAAUAGGCAAGUUGACUCCGUUCCCAAACUCAACUGUAGUCACAGCAGCUAUUUUAUUAUUUUAAUUCUGUAAAAUUCAUUGCCAAAUAUUGAAUAAAAUGCAUUGUAUCUAAGGUCUAAUUCCAAGUCAGGUCGUCUGUGCCAAGAUCAACAGUCAUUGUUGCCAUAUAACAUAACCUGGUCUAUGCACCAAAACCACAUCAUUAAGAAUAAAUAGACUUGGUGCUUCCAGUAUUCCUCUCAGGCUUUGAUGAAGUAUCUCAGACAGAUAUCGCUUUGGACUUUCCCUCUGAUGUUUGAGGUUUUUUUUUUGAUUGUUGUCCAUCAGUUUGUAUGGUGUCCUGGAAAGCAUGUAGACGUAUCUGAGAACCCUAUAAUCCACUCUUCUCCUACUGUUUGCUUUGACUCACUUGACCUUCCUGGCAACCAACUCCAAGUCUCUGAAGUGGUCUACCUUGCUGGAGUAUCGGCUUUACAUAUCCCAAUGCCAUGCAUGAAGGCCUGGUGUCUAACAAUGCCCUCAUGUACUGUGAGACUCUUCCCGUGGAUAAUGACCGUGCUGCUUGUUGUGACGGCUGCACCAGGUUGCAUAUUCAGCCUGUUUCCAGCAUUACCUGUCCAUUUUUAAUACAAGGUUUCUAAACCUUCCUUUUUCCUGGCUACAAGAACUACAAGCUAACUAUUCCAGAGAUCCUAACGACAUGUACAUAAUAGAAAAGGCUAGCAGUGAAUCAUGGGAAAUGUCAUCUCACAGCAGGCGGAAAGCAAAGCUGGACAGUCAGGUGAUGGAAGGUAGAAAUGGCACAGAUCUCCUGCUAGAGUGUCAGUGACAAUAGGAGAUAACCGAGUAAUACCUGGUGAUUAAAGGUUUACUCAAAGCACCAUAACCACUUCAGUGUUUUGAAGUGGUCGUGGUGCCUGGCAUUUCUGUGUGAAGCGUUACGCUGUGAAAAGCUUCUUAUACUGAGUAAAAGCCCAUGGCCACCAAAGGUGGAGAAAUCUAGUAUCGUGGGGUGUCACGAGACAACCCAGAUAUAGAGUACCAGUCUGGCUAAUGUCAAUCUUGUGCAAAUUUGUUUGCACUGUGUGCCUUUCCUAGGCUGAGAAUCGUCAACUGACCCCAAUGUAUGGUGACUGCAUCGACUUCUGACUUUUGCAGCUCUGCAGAAUCAGAAAAACGCAUGGAGCCUUGCAGCCUGGCAUGGACCCAGGUAAGAGGGCAACUUGUUACUAAACAGUUUGCCCUAUUACUGGGGCACUGAGCCAAAAUAUACUCCUGGCACUAGGACACCUGCAGCGUGUUUUAGUGGUUAUGAUACUUGGAGUUAACCUUUAACUGUGUGAGAAAUGGAGAAAGUUGAGUAACUGAAAUAAAUAAAGUGUUUUAUUCUGCAGUCUGAUUUUACUGUAAAACCAAAAGUGUGUAAGCGCUAUAGAGGCGAUGAAGCACUCAGUUAAGCAGCGCUGUACCACAUUUUACUGUAAUCUCACAGUGAAUUGGCAGAUUGUCUAAAUGUGUUCCCUUUAAGAACUGUUUUUUUUUUUUGUGAAGCCAACGUUGAGGCAGUAAAGAACAGAACAUUUACAACAAUUGUUGCUUGUAUUUUGCCCAAGAGGAAAAGUUCAGAUCAGGCAACAUUGAUUAUUCUAAUAAUUAUUUUAUUUACGUAUUCACAGCUGAGCUCUUACAAAAAAUACUGACAGCGAACACUAAUUAUCAAGAUCACAUAAUGUCUGGAUGUGCCCCCUUUAAAUUCUGUGCUGAUUUGACAGUGCACUUCAUCCAGCUGUUUCUAUUCCCUCUAGCACAUAACAGACAAAUUCUCUAGGAGUUGAGAUGAUUACUUAAGAGAUAAUGUUACUUCUGGAUUUAAUAUAAAUAUAAAAUAAUAAUUCUUUAUGCAGAAUCUGUCAUCAGGUACCAAGCCGUUAACAUAUUUCCAAGUUGAGCGGAGUCAUUAUAUUCGAAAUUUCCAAGGACAAAAAAAAUUAAAUAAAUACUGAAAAACUAGCUUUUUACCGGAGAAUAAUAGUGGUCUGGUUUUAGCAUUUUUUUUUCUUUUCUUUUCUUUUAAAUUAUUUACAAAUUGCUUUACUUACAGAGAGUGUUUCCUCUCUCCAAGUCCUCAUUAGAUAAGUGGAGCAGAAGGAACACGAUUUUGUUUGUACAAACACUCCAUGAGAUGUACUGAAUAUAAUUAGGAUCAGAAAAAAACACAUUCUGUAUCAAACCGAAAUAGAUUAAAUUAUUAUAUAUCCGUUAUGUUACAACGUAACCAUUAGGAGCUCUGUAAUGACAUGGAUCACGUCAUGUUAUCUAGACCAUAAGUAUCCACCAGUGUCUCCUGGCAACUUUCACCAAAGGUGGAACAAUGCCAAUAUUUAUAAAAAACUUAAUAAAUCCUUUAACGUAGAUUGGAGUGUUCCUGUCAUAUUCGAACAACUUUAGGUCAAAUUGAUUAUCAUCACGUUUCGUGUCCAAACUGUACUAGCAAAUGCAAACAUGUUCAAAUGGCCACUCUGGGAACCAUAGUAACUUUAGCAGAAUCAAGUUGUUAUGGUGCAAGGAGGUCCAACAAUUAAACAAACCCGCUUAAUAUCAAACUGUUGUAUCUACAAGCUUUUGUCUUGUGAUUUGUAACCGUAACUACAGUUUAUGCACUGUAGUUGCUGUGCUGUCCCUCUGGCAAUCUUGUACCAUGCUUUGCCAAAGGGAAAUAGGAAUUGUGUCACAGAUAUCACUUUAUUCUGACGUGAGUGUAACUGGCAAAUAACUUGGCAUACUGGCAUCAUGGAGUAGGCUUGCUCUACUUGAGGAAGUAGAUUGGUGAAGGCAAGAGGGACCAGAAUUGUCUUGGCAACAGUGACAGGACAGUGCUAAAGAAGAAGUGAGUUAGGCUGUUGCCUAGGGCCCAGGGGUCUUGGUGCCAUAAAGAUCCCUAUAGUAAUGGUGACGGAGAUGCAACUGGUCAAUUUCCCAGGGCCAUGUGAGAAACUGAUCCUUUUCUGUUUACAAGCCUUACAUAGGUUGGCCUUACAUAAACAUGGUACAGCAGGCUCAAUGACCCCUUAAAGGUUUUACCCAUUACAUCACUUAGCCAUAGAUAAGUACAGUGCCUAUGAUAAAGUAAUACUGUAGCACAUAAUCUUUAUGGGCCAGCUUGUACCUCUCUCUCUCCAGUGAUAGCUAUGUCCAUUUACCAAGCCACGCUGGAAAAUGUUAACAAAGAAAAAUGAUAAUUCUACGUGCCCUUUGUUUUAUAUUAUCCAAAAGAUCUCUCUAUUGGAAUUAUAAGAACAAAUAAUAACAAAUGCCAGCUGUUGCUGUGAGAUGUUUGUUUAUUAUGAUGAAUGUGAACGGAUCUAAAUCCCCAGAGGUUAUUUUUUAGCCGCAAAUACAGCAGGACAGUUUCUUGUCUAAUGAUAAUGCAUUAAAUAAAUAAUAUAUAUUCUCGUAGAGUGCAGGGAAUAAGUAAAAAUACAUCGUUAGCCUGCUUGUGGCCGAACCACUGGAAAUGUGACACUUGCCCAAUGAGCUGACAUAUCUGAAAAACUCAAAAUAGAUUGAUUGUAAGAUCUGCGAGUCUCUGGGGGGAAGAAAUGUCACUCUGCGCGGUGGAAAUUGUAUAUUUGCAAAAGGGCAGAAAAAAAACCCAAUCUAUUUUGACAAUCUUGAUGUUUAGUAGGAAGAUGAACUGCAGGGAAAACUAUAAUUUAUUUAUUUAUGAAGAAUUUCACCAGGAAGAAUACAGAGAGAAGUCUCUUAUUUUCAAGUAUGCUCCGGAGAAUGAUACACAGAUGGCUUGUUAUUGUGUAUAGAGCAAUAUAAUGUAAUAUAUCAAAGUAUAUUUUGAAGAGAUAAGAUUUACAGGCGCAAUGGGGUAGAAAUUUGAGAGUAGCUUUCAUCUCUACAAGGCAUACAGAUUACCUCAGUCAUGGUUUAAGGUAUAGAGUGAAGCCGCAAUGUGCACAAAAGUUAUUUGUGAAAUUGUUAAAGGGUUACUCCAACCUGCUGCAGUGGUACUGGGUGUUAUGUCGGGAGUAUCCUGGCGCCGUUUCCCGUAAUGGCAAGCUGUUUUACAUUGGUUUGUCCUCUUAAGUGGUCCUGACAGAUGCCAAGGAUCCUCUGAAGUAGGGUUUUCCAUGCAUCCUAAGUUGCAUAUAAUUGACUUUUGCCAGUCUAGAACCCUAGCUAGUGUUAUACCUCCACCAGUAAAGGGGUUAAACUUUGUAUGUGCAGAGUUUCAAAGCAAAAAAACUACACAGACUUCAGGCACCAUGACCACUUCAAAUUACUGAAGUGAUCAUGGUACUUUAAAUUGAAAAGAUUUCUGCCAAUUUUAUGCCAAAUCAAUUAAACUGGAAAAAUAGGCGAGUUGAUGAAUUGUGCUUUAUUUAUUUAUUUUACGAAAAAUAAAAUAAAAUGUGCAAGCCGCACAUUCUGGUUUAUUUCAUUUUUGGUCCAGUCUGAAUUCACAUCACAGCAUCUGAAGUAAUGUUAAAGAAGAAUCUAAUUUUUGCAUUAUAUAUAUAUAAUAGCAUUUUAAAAAUGAGAAGCACUUCUAGCAUUGUGCCCCUUUAACAAAUUGGCCCAGUUUAUUCUAGGUUUUUUAUAAGAAAUGAGCUGCACAUUUAUUUAUCAGAGGAUUAAAAUUUCUACUUUGUCCAUUUUACUUUCCACUCAAACCGUGUUUACAUUUAGCAGCCGAGCGAAGAAACAGUCUUUGUGUUAUGUUUAUUCAUAAGAUUAUAGGAUUCAGUGGGUUCUAAGACAUUAAAUUGCAAUUUCUUGGCUCCUUUCAACUUUAUCUGUCAAAGAAUAUUUCACAACCUCCAAGUGUCCCAGAAUCGACAGGCAGUCUUGAUUUUACGUCCCGGUCCUGUCAUUCUGUGUUAAAGGACCACUAUAGUGCCAGGAAAACAUACUCGUUUUCCUGGCACUAUAGUGCCCUGAGGGUGCCCCCACCCUCAGGGUGCCGGGCUCUGGAUAGAGGAAGGGGUUAAAAUCUUAUCUUUCUCCAGCGCCAGGCGGGGAGCUUUCCUCCUCCUCUCCUCGUUCCUAGCCACGUCAUCGGCUGAAUGCGCAUGCGCGGCAGGAGCAGCGCGCGCAUUCCGCCAGUUCAUAGGAAAGCAUUUGCAAUGCUUUUCCUGGCACUAUAGUGCAUAGCCUGAGGGUGCCCCCACCCUCAGGGUCCCCCUCCUGCCGGGCUCUGGAUAGAGGAAGUGGGUUAAAAUCUUAUCUUUCUCCAGCGCCAGGCGGGGAGCUUUCCUCCUCCUCUCCUCGUUCCUAGCCACGUCAUCGGCUGAAUGCGCAUGCGCGGCAGGAGCAGCGCGCGCAUUCCGCCAGUUCAUAGGAAAGCAUUUGCAAUGCUUUCCUAUGGACGCUGGCGUCUUCUCACUGUGAUUAACCCUCAGUGUAAACAUAGCAGUUUCUCUGAAAAAGGGGUUAACCCUAGCUGGACCAGGCACCCAGACCACUUCAUUAAGCUGAAGUGGUCUGGGUGCCUUUAGUGGUCAUUUAAUAGUCUAUUGUUCCAUUUCUUAGGAAACCAGAGAAAAAUUCCAAAAAAUCUUGCAAGGACAUUGUUAGUUGAACUUGCGCUGUGCUAAAAUAGUAUAAAAAUUAUUUGCCAAUAUAAAGUGGGCAUUUCAAAAAAACUGGGUGCCACCCUGGCGCACGAUCAUGCCUGCUUUAAAAGGGCACUUUACCCAGUAAAUGCGUUAUUAUAAAUAAUGCAUUAUAACUCAUAAAACCCAAUAUUUCAAAAACUAUAGUGAUAUUUUUAUUGCAAAUUUUCUGCAAGUCCACAGGAUUUGCAGCUUCUGCAGUGACGUAUGGAGCUUCCAUUGGUUGUACAAGGAUGGACAGUAAAUAUAUGAUUAACCCUGCAUAGCAUAAGAUUAAUUAUUUAGCCAUAUUUGCCACUCUAGGAGCCUGGAGUGUCCCUUUAAAACAUUUUACAGACUACAAAUCCUGUUUCUUGUAGGUUUUUUUGGUGUCAAAAGGAUGAGUACGCAACACUCUUCAUUAUUCUCUUUAAUAUAUUCCCUCCUCUUGUGAACUCUGUGUGAUGUAUGUAUCCGGUGUGUGCGCUCUGUCCGGUAGGAGCCGUAUCUAAUUUGAUGCAUGUAGUGUAAGCCUCUUAGUGUGACAUGUAUCAUGGUGACAGGUUUGUGAAUUUGAUAUAUGGACCUACUAGCGCUGCCCCAUAAACAAGGUGUCCUUUAGCUAUGCAAGGAGACAGUAACAUUUAGCAAGAUAAAUGGUAGCUAUGGAGUCUCUGCAAUGACACAGAAGAAACCUUGUUACAUUCUUCACCUUAAAUUGGAUUUCCUAAACCAUGCUAUAGUUUGAGCCUCGGGCUGAUGAGUGAUGAAGGGGGUGCUAUGUUCCACUGGUACACAUUGCGUGAUCUAGAAAAAUUACCACUCUUGUCAUAUAUUAAUAUGGUAACGGUAUAAGGAAGGUUCUUCAGAUGUAAGAGGUUGGUGCUUCCCAUCACAAGAGACUAUCUUUGUCAUAGAACCCCCUCCUCCCUUUAGCAUGGAUGCUCCUGUCACCUUUUCUGUUAUGAUACGAAGAACACAAAGCCCAAUCCCUCAUCACCUCUCCUAUGCUGUGAAAAAGUAGAAGCAGGGAUUUAGAGCUAGCUGCAUGCACAAGGUUUAUGGGACCAGUUAUGGACUUCAUGUUUAGGCUGAGUCUCUCUGACCUACCUGACCUCUAAAUGGGCCUUUGACACGCAGUGACCUCUCUUGGUGGAGAGUUCCUUGUCACAAUAGCGUUUCUCUGUUUGAAUUUUUUGUAUAUAUUUUACAUGCCAUGGUGAUUGCAGACAGAGUGCUUUUGUUUUGUUUGAUCUCCUGUUUCCCACAGUCUUUUGGAGAGUGAUAUGUUAUUGUACUAUUAUGAUGGAUGCUCAUCUUUGUUAGAGCAGAACUGUUUCCCCCCACCCCCACCCUCUCCUGCAAAAUUUAUAUUUCAUAAAGAAAUACUCAUACUGACUGUGUUGGAAUUUUACAGAAAUUCUAUUCCACUCAAAAGAUAUAUGGAGACAAAAAGACUUCUUUGUCUCAGUAUUUCCCCUACGCCUGACUCUUCUUAAAACUAGGUGGAGCUACCACCACCAAGUGUCAAUCCCCCAGCCGUCACCAGUGAUGACUGCAAGGAAUUGGCUGAAUCUAUGAAGGAACCUGCUGUCUCUCAUGAUCCUUCAUAGACCUCUUUGCUGUACUCUUGCACAUGCUGAAAAAGGAUCAGCCAGAAGAAGAUGGCAGCGUCCACGAGGGACAGGUUCAGGUAAGUAAAACUUACUUUUGCCUAGCCCUACUUGACCACAAGGCACCCAACAGCGAUGUCACCGUCGGGUGUCUUUGCAAAUCAUGACAUUGACUGUGCCGCUUUGAGACAACAUGUCUUGGAAGAGGGGAAAUUAGAAUCUGGGUAUAUCUACAAGUCUAGUGGGUAGCGGAGGAAGAUCUUACCCAGACAAAGUCUAAGAUAAUAUAUAUUAAGAUUAUAAUGCAACUAGCCACAUCUAGAUCCAAAGCCAGGCACCGGUUACUACUAUCCCUUGUACAUUUGUUGAAAAUAAGGACAUUGCAGUAAGCAAAGUAAAGAUAUACUUUAGGAGCUGUGAAUGGAGGACAAGUAUUUGGAGUGACGCUGUGAUUUAAAUGAAAAGUGACUUUACCUGAAGGGUGAAAGAACGCCAAGCAGUGUGUAGCCUACACAUGACAUUGUUACAUUGGUGAAUAAUGAAGCCACCAAAUUAAAGGUAGGAGAAGUGCAUGUACAUGGAACCUUGCUAGCUGAGCUCCAGCUGAUGGAUGCUCUGGAAGGUAGUGAGUUCUUCUCCAGUUCUUACAGCAGCGUGUGCAAAUGGUAGCCGGAGAGAUCCAUAAACCUCUCCAGUCUCUUGCCUUGUGGCCCCGAGUCUAUGUAUUACAGCUUUUUUUUUUGGCUGGGAAUUGCAAACAAUUUUUCAUAAUUUUUGUUCUGACAUUGCCAACAAAAUGCUGGAAGGAAGGGCUUCAAAAUCUACUUUUCAGACAGAAUGAGAAUUGACAGGUAAUUGUCCCCAGACAGCGUGAAACAGUUUGCCAUGCUGCGUAAUGUUAUGAUGGAUGAUUCUCAACCUGAUGUUCACCAGCUUUUCGUUGGUAACUUCAUGAGUUUAUUUAUCAUGUGCUGGUUUUUUUUGUUUGUUUUUUUUGUUUUCAAUAAUAUUUCAGCUUUACUGGUUUUACAGUAAACUAUUAGACACAGUGAAACGGCUAAUAUUGGAAGCCCGAUGGCUCGGCUGGAUUCAAAAUAUCUUAAAAUUAGUGCAAUUUCAUUUUCACCUAUAGAUUGUACGUCCGUUUGAAGUAAUAAUACCAAUAAGUGCAAUUGAUUUUUUUUUUCUUAACAUUAAAGGGAAAAAUAAAUUCCUAUUUUUUGCUUCUUCAUGGUAUUUACUUGUAUUCCAUAUUCAAAAUGGGUUUGUGAGGUCUGAAAAAUAUAAUUUAAAUAGAAACCCAUACCACUGUAUUUAUGGGGAUUUAUGUUUAAAACAAUGUGGGCAGCUUGGCUGCAUUUAAUAUUCUUAAAAAUAGAAAAAAUAAACAUAACAGAUGAUUUACUUUUGUUUUGGUGUAGUGGCGAGUUUAAACUAGCUGACAGAAGUCGCCUUUGUUUGGUCUGUAGAUUGCCCAUUGAAAAUGUGUAAGUGUCAGCAUGUGACCUAAUGUGCGCAAGAGAUAAUGCAUGCGUGGCAAUUAUGCUUGCAACUAGCCAUACUUGUCGUUGUGAAAACGAAAACAUCUCUUGCACAUGUGUUUUUAGUGAGCAUGCAUUAACAACUCAGUGCUUUGAACAUACAAUUCACAGACCAAAAGGAGGAAAAAUACAUCUUUUCCCUUUUAAAUGUAAAAAAAAUGAAUGCGGAGGCUCAGAUGCUGGACUCCAUGCCUACUUUUGAUCCAUAUAAAGAGCUUUAUUUAUAGUCCACUAUUGGCGGGGGCUGACAUUAAGGUGCACAGCUGGUUUCCUCACAACACACAACUAGCACGUGCGAACAAUGUAUUUACUUUUGUGCGUGAUGCAGGUAUAAGUGGGUAUAGCAAAAUAUUAAACCCUCAUACCACCAAAUUUAAAUUAUGCUCACACUUGAUCAUGUUGCCCACAAUAUUUUGCCGAUAAACCCUUUCUUUCAUGCAGUUUAGGAUGCACCUGUUCGUAAACAAGGGAUGUAACAGAUUUACACAUGUACCAUGUGUUAAUUGCAAUAUAGCUUAUGAUUAAGCCCCAAGCGAUGUGAAAUCUGUAAAACGAAUUUGUGUUUGUUUGCUGUGCCAUGCUACAAUAAAGCGUGUUUACAAAAAACAAAAACAAAAUGUAAUGUUCAUAUUUGAUCAUUUAUAGGAACAAGGAGGCAAAAUGAAUGUAAUUGCCACGAGAGCAGAUACUAAAUGACUCACACGAUUCUAGCAGCUAUCUGCGUUUUUUGACACCGUACACACUUUGUCUACAAUGAAGCAGGGAUUAUUUUUGUUUUUGCUUGUUUUUAUGCGCAGUCAUUCGUCCUCAGAGGCCGUCAGGAAGACAUUGUGAGUUUAAUCGCUAAACAACUCACGGUCAUAAAUUGAAAACCAAAAAUGCUAAAUGUUAUCUAAAAAUGAGAUUUGCAAACAUUCUCGAAUCCAGCGAACGUAAUAACUUGGUUAGUGUGCCUAAUUUAUACAAUUCUGCUUUUAAUUCAGGACAAUUUAGUGUUUAGUGGAUAAACCCCUUUUGCUCUUUGACUUGUUCUUACCUAUGGAUCCCCAGGUAUCAGGAAGGGUUCAGCCAGAGCCGCCAUCAGGGGGGCAUAGGCCGUACCCUUGUAAGGGGCAGGGCCUGGUCCAGUUUAAGGGUCCCCAUGAGGCCCUGUAGUGGUUGUUGUUCCUGUUAGGAAGAUAGACAUAUCUUUCCCAACUGGAUCACAUUGGCCAGCACUAUUAGGGUCCUUCAGGUCAAAUGGAAGCCAGCUCUCGUGGACAGCAACGCUAAAUGAUGUAAUAUCAUAGAUAGCACUUCCUCCCAAUGUUACUACGGAGCUGCUGAGGCUCUGAUGCAGAGCUCAUGGGGGAGUGUGCGGCAGAUAUGGCGUUUCAUCUUAUUGCCUUCUUGUGACUUCCAUACUCUCCUUGGAAGUAGGACUGAGCUGGGAGUAGAGUUUAGGGGCAGGGGAUAUAUUUUUUAUGCUUACUGUGGAGGGAAGAGGUUAGGUUUCUGUGCAUGCGUGUGUCUUACUGUGUGUGUGUGUAUCUAUAUUUGUGUGUAUGUCUGACUGUGUGUGUGUGAUAUAAUAGUAAUCUGUGUACGUAUGUCUUUGUGACAGGAAUAUGUGUAUGUGUGUCUAGCAGUGUGCACCUGUGUGUAUUCUGGUAGAGUGUAUGGGUAUAUCUAGGUGGGGGACAUAUACAUAAUUGUGUUUGGGUUUUUAAGGGGCCCUAAGAUUUCUGAUGGCAGUCCUGGAUUCAGCAUUGCGACAAACAUUGUUUGUGAUAUCUAAAGUUUCAAAGCAUAAAGGGAUACUAUAGCACUAGGAAUACAAAGGAAAUGCCGGUAUAGUAAUGGUUAAAAUACCCUUACUGUACUUACCCAAUUCCAGCACCGGUGUAACUUGGUGCCCGGUUGGCUCUAGUGGCUGUCUGAUUGACAUCCACUAAAGACAGUCUUAACCCUGACAAAUAAUUAAUUAUUUCAGUUUCUCAAAAAGGGGACUGGGACAAAGCACCUGUCCUGAUGGAAGUGGUCUGGGUGCCUAUAGUGUCAUUUUAAUGAUCUCUGUAUUGGCUCUCCGUAUUUUUAAUUAUGGCGAAAAUCACUGCUAGUGUGAUUUUUCUCUGCACGGUUGUGUAUUAGCACAGCUCAGGGUGUCUGUAAAAUGCCAUCCAUACAGGUUUUGCAUAAUAUAAUGCUUCCACUAUACCUCAAAUUUGGUCAUUGCAUAAAUUAUCCUAUCUAUUAACGUUUCCUGCUCAUCAGAACGUAACAAUUUAAUAAUACACUGGGAUAACAGAACUAGACGCUGUAAUUCAUCUUAAAAGCAUGACAGUCUCGAGUUUAAAAAAAAUGACAUUCUUGCACUUCAAAAAAGGAGUAAUUCCAUUGAUGCGUGUAUAUGCACAGCUGAACUGCUUGCAAUGAAAAAGAAUUAAACCGGGAAUAUUAUAUUCCAAUUUAUCAGAGUUAUUCACUAAAACAAGGCUUGUGUAGAAUAGACAGAGUAAUUUGUAAAUUUAGGCCAUCAUUGCAAGAAUAUUUCCAAUUUGGUUAUUGUCGCAUUUCUUAACUAAACUCCCAAGUGCAAUAAAUAGACAUUUGAAUGAGGCUAAAAUAGCCAAGUUAUGGCGACAACCGCGUUGGAAACAUUUUAAAGGUCUUGCAUUUCCUCCCCUCUCAAUUUUCUCUUACAAGCUGGUCAUAUUAAGAUCUCACAGUCAAUUGUUUAUUUAGAAGAACAUGUAAUGAGACUCCAUAUGUGCCUGUCACUUUGGAUCUUGUCUGGUCCGACUUAUGGAGUCUGGUUUCCAGAUCUGACUGCCUCAAGUGUUCUUCUUAUCAAAGAUUUUUGAAGAGAAUGAUGUUCAUAGUUUCAUGAUGAAUCGUUCGUACACCAGUCCAGAAUCAGAAAGUCAAUGCACCAUCAAAUAUCAUUACCUGGAGGCACUUUUCAACAUCUUCCUUAACCAUUUAUGGGCUAGACAGAACCUAUAUUGGCUCACAGACUUGUGCACAGCAAAACAAUCUGGUUGGCCAAAUGGAUUCAUCGAAAGGGAAAAAAAAGGUUUUGUGUUCAGAAAUACAUUCAUACGAUGUUUUGGCUUAGAUGAAUUUCAUCCGUGCAAGCCAUUUUGGAAAGUGCUUUGGACUAACCAAAAUGUAGCGAAAAUGGGCCGAUCAUUGUCCUGUAAAAUAGAAAGAUUAUGUAUAUAGUUUGCAGUACACUGAUAGGCGCGUUGAUUUGCAAAAAAUGUUACUGCUCUUCCUCGUUUUUUCUCUGCUGGUAAUUUCUCACUUGAUCUGUGAAUAAAAAAUCAACAUUUAGUAACGGUCUCCUAACCAUCCAUCAAUUAAAUAUUUUUUGCAACAAUCUUUUUUUUUAUUUUUUGGCAACUUGAACAGAACUCCCAAAGCAGUUGAAACCGCUCACCAUUACUUUGUGAUUUGUCGAUUACUCUGUUCUGGAAUUCAGAUGACCCACUGAUCACCCCAAAAUUUGUGGUUAGUUUGAAACGGAGUGCACAAGUUUGACUAGUCUUAUUGCAUAGACCAAGGGUAGUCAACCUUUUAAUACCUACUGCUAACUUUUUUGUAGCUUUGUUGAUGGUAAAAUUUCCUUACCGCCCACCAGCGCUGCAGUAACAAAUUUUCUAGAGCAAGUGCGAUUUUUUUAAUUUUUUUUUAUUUUUUUAUUUUUUUAAUUUAUUUAUUUUUAUAAUUUAUUUUUUUUAGAAAGGAGGAUUUUUAAAAAAAAAAAAAUUACUUACAUUUAUCUAUUUUUUUCCCUUUUUUUUUCUAUUCUACUUUUUUUUUCUAUGUGUGUCUGUAAGGUGCGCUUUGUGUGAAGGGUGCAAUGUGUGAAUGAAGGGUGCUGUAUGUAGGCGAGGGGCGUAGUGUGUAGGGUGUGUGAAGGGUGCUGUGCGUGUAUGAGGGGUGGAGUGUCUGUGAGGGGACAGUGCGUGUGAGGGGGCAGUCUGUGUGUGUGUGUGAGGGGGGGCAGUCUGUGUGCAUGUGUGAGAAAGGCAGUGUGUGUUUGUGUGUGAAGACUGUAUAGGGUCUAUGCUGUGUGUAGGUGGGUGAGAUGUGAAAAUCCAUCUUAAUGUCUCCCCCUCCCUUCUUCUUAUCUUUUUACCAGGGAGGGGGGACAUAAUGCUGCAAGCCCUGGUGGUCCAGUGGUGCCAUGUUCAUUUUAGCCUGCAGUUCCUCUGGCUGCAGGCUGACUCUUCUGUCCUCCUGCGAGCACAGCACUGUAUUGGAGCAUUGCCAUGGUAACAUGCGGCAACGCUCCAACCAGCCUGCUCACGGGAGGAACACCGAGGCUUCCAGGCCCUUCCCUCCCUCUGCUGGAACUAAGUGCCAGCAGGCCGGUGAGGAAGAUCUUUGAUCUCCUCACCAGCCCGACAGGGCUUACAGCAAGUCUGGCUCUGCAUGGGCCGGCAGGGGAGAUGAAAGGAUCUCCCCUGCCAGCCUUGGUCCAUGGCCAUCGAGGACCACUGGGUGUUUUUUGCAGAACCCACCACCACCCACCUGAAAUCCCACUUGUGGGCAGUAGGGACGAGGUUGACUAACCAUGACAUAGACAAAAUUAAUCCUAAAAUUCUUGGCCUGUAUCCUUGCUUCAAAAGUAUGAUGACUACCAUGUAAUCUGCAGAUAUGCCUAGUUGUAUAAAAUCAUGCAUCAGGACAAAAGACAAAAGCAGGAAUUAUUCUCUGUUCUUCCUGAAUGCUUUCAGUGUACAUCUCUCUAAGGUUCCAAAGGCCAAAAAAGUUGGAUUUUGCCAUUGGCGAAACUGUAGCAAUGUUUUAUUUAUUUAAAGCAAUGCUAUAGGGUCAAGAACACAAACAUGUUCCCAUAGGAAAGCAUUUGAUUGGCUGAGACUGUCAAAGAGUCAAAUCACACACAUACUCAGAGAUACACACCGACACUCCCCUAUGGCUGCGUGCCCACAGCAACCUAUGGCUGUAAUGUAAACACUGCAUUUUCUCUGAAAAAAAACUGUAUUUACUGCAAAAAAGCCUGAAGGGACUAAUUAUACUCACCAGAACAAAUACAAUAAACUUUAAGACUGUGGUUUCUGGAAGCCCACCUAAGGAUAGCACAACUUGUUCUAGUAUCAUCAUCAUCAUCUACAAAGAGCAGAAUUCUCUCACCUGCUUUACUUAAUAAAUGUUCCUUAAAAUAUAACUCUUUUCAAAGAAAUCUGAGCCACUGCAUGUCAGGUUACAACACCCAACAAUAUUUGGCCAGUCCCAAAACGGACUAUUUGCUGAAAGUUACAAUAAAUCAGAUUCACUGUUGUCUUAAUAUAUUUUUACGAAAUACCUUAACAUUUGUUAGUUUGUAGAAAUGACUUUAGAGAUGCUUCCUUUUGAAUCCCUUCUACAGGGACUACGUAUUUAUCUGCACCAUAUGCCGGGUCCUUCGUCUAACAUGAUCUAGUUUGCAGAUCUCAUACAGGAGACUUUUGAAGCAGAGGAAAGGACAUUCGUGUUUCAUUUCCCUAUUAACAAUUCCCUGUAAUUUCCUUUCCGAUAUCACAGCGUGCGUAAAAGGCAUUGAACGCAGUGCAUCUGCUCCCAGUGAUAAGAUGGUGGAACAAGCCUCGCACUGCAGGACAGGCAGGAGAAAUUACUGUUCAGCUUAUUAACAGUAUCACCGAAAGCAGAACAGACUAAAAAGAAAAAAACCUUUCCUGCACUAUUUUAUAACUUUAUGAUGCAAAGGAAGAGAUUAGGAAAAAUAACUUAUACUGUGUGUGUGUGUGUGUGUGUGUGUGUGUAUAUAUAAUAUAAUUUUUUUAAACAUUUUUAAAUCAUAAAAUCACUGGUCCGUCAGUACGAUUAACGUUUACCUUUUGAUUGUAAGCUUAGGGGGGCAGGGUGCUUAUAACCUACAGUAUCUUAAGUUUCUGUCUUUUAAAGGGGCAGAAAAGGUAAAAGUGUGUAAUGGUUUGCUAAGGAUUAUAAGAAGCAGAUUACGUAGUGUAACAUCACAUCUGCCAACGGUUAGCUACCUGUGCUACGUGGGUUCAACUACUACUUUUUUUUUUUUUUUUUUAUUGUUUGUUAUGAUUAACUUUUAUUUAACUCCAUCUGCUCAGAGCAACAAGAGACACAAACAUUAGAUUAAUUUUAUAAUGAUCUACAAUGAAAUGCAUGACCAAGAGAGGAGUAGACAGUCUUCAACUUUUUGUGUGUUGUUUCUCUCACAUUGUACUUUAGGCAUGGAUUCUCAGUUCCUGUUAUGUGUUGCUGACAAAGAACACCCCAAUAUGUGUUCAGCAACACCUUCCGAGUACAACAGUACCCCUAAUGUACAGGUUUUAUGGGUUUUUGCAAACGUACAGCAUAUAUAUCCACCGGAGAGAGACGUGAGCUCUCACAGACCCUCUGGAGCUAUGAGCUGUCUUCACAGCCGCAGAGUCCCGCUGGCCACCUGGAAGUCCGCACCGACCAAUAGGAAAAGGGUCUCCCAGUCAAACUGGUUUGCGCCCUACUCCCGAUAGGCCAGCGCGAGUAAAGGGCUCAGCUUGAAACACUGAUGGAUCGCUGCGUAGCUUAGGCUACCAAUAGAAGAAGGAGCCACGAUGCAAACUGGGUUUGCACCCUUUUUCCUGAUAGGCCGGCGCGAGUUAAAGGGCUUAGUUUGGAACACCUCCAUGAGCGAUAAUUGGUCGCCGUGUGGUUUAGGCGCAAAGUAUGAAUCUACCAGCCUAAACCAAGUGAUUCUGUGGAACUAUUUUCGGGUAUGUACAGAGCCUCAAACCCAGACUUUGUAUGACGAUUUCUCGGGCUCUUUACAUCCGAUAGCUCUGCUUUUUGUAGGGAUCAUAGCUGGGAUCAGGAGCUAUUUAUGGAUAUAUUAUGUGUGGGGUUAUUUUAUGUCUUUUCUAUGUAUUUGGAUAUUUUUAUGCCUUAUGUCCUUUUUGCACAGUCGUGCUGUGGGAGUGUUCCAGGGUGGGUUUGACUGUGUCCAUGUUUUGUAUAAAUUGGCUGUACCUUGUCCCAUUAAAAUUAUUUCUGUUUUACCCUUCAUCAAGUCUUGGCUGAUGUUUGGGUAGCUAUGAGCUCUGAUCACAUUUGGGAUUUGGGGAGACUUUUAUAACGCAAGUACUCAGUUGGAGUAUAGGGGAUCCGUUACAAUCUGAAACAAAAUUUUUUUGUGCAUACGACGUUCCCUUGUGUGCCUCCCCCCCCCCCCAUAAAUUUAGGUCUUUGCACCAGCACCAUAGAUCUUUUUAUUUGUCUUUUUUUUUUCUUAGAUCUAAGUAUACCAUAUCCAUCCAGUGACAGCUGUUUCAGCCUAUUUGGUCUCCUCAUUGUAGAGAUGGCAUUGGAUUUAUUUCUGAAAAUUUAUAGCACUGCAUCGAGAGAGAUAAAUUAAGUCAUAGAGUAAAAAAAACAAAAAAAACCGAAAAUGACAGGAAACGUUCUAGUUGAGCUUGUUUGCGCUUUUUUUUUUAUCUGCCUUUGUAGAUGUUGGAUCAAAUAGAGUUGUCUUAAAGGUAAAUAUGCAAUAAACACAAUAAAUUAGUAAAACAAAAAAUAUAUAUUUACAACUAAAAUGCCUUGUUUAGUUGUUCUGCCUGCAGCUCCAAGUACAUCCCUCUCUCUUUAGGAAAAGACGAUUCAAUCAGGAGCAUCUCUUUCUAGCCUUUGCAUUCUACCCUUCUCCCAUAAACCUUUAUCAGCACUAUCAUCACUGCUAUCAUUAUACACUUAAGCUGGAGAACGGGGCUGUAUGUACAGAUUGGCAGAACAAUGGUCCAGGUGUGAGAGUCAAGUUGUGCUUGUGGCGCAUGCAUGCAGCACUACCUACCUGAACAAAACUAACAUUGCGCACGCCAGAACAGCCUGAUUGACAGUUCCGAUAGACUGCUUUUAAACUGUAAUGAUGUUUAGAAUCUGCUGCUGUUCUAAAAAAAAAAACCUUUUUAAAACGGGGAGAAGGUGCAGAGUGAUCGAUGCCCUUUUUUCAAAUAUGCAAAGUUGUGAUGGUGUCUGUACUUUUUUUUUUUUUUAAAUCAUGUGAAAGAUUAAUUUCAAUUAGCACAUCACGUUUUCUUAUCCCGUAAUACAUGGUACAUUUGGUAUAACUAGACACGUGCUUUUGUAGCAUUAAUCUGAAAUCGAAUAGAUUCCACCUGAAAUAAAAACCUUUUAAAUUUGUUUAAUUUCUUAAUAAUUAGCCAUUUUCAUUUUUUUCGUGAUUUGGAGAUCGCAUUCUCCGUUAUUUGACCACUGGGCAAAAGCUUCUCCGAACCAACCAAUUGGUUUCAAAACAAAUCAAAAAGGGGUUUUCCCCAAAUGCAUCAAUUUCACCGUCAUUUAAAGACUAAUGUGACGAAUGCAUAUGCCUAUUAAAUUUGUAAUGCUAUCCAUUUUACAGCUCAUUUUCAGAUUUUGUAAUUGAACACUGCAUUCUCACAAACAGAUUAAAGAAAAUUGUUCCUACUGAAUGUGAACAUUAUUUUAUGAAAAAAAAAAAUUUGGGAUAUUUUUAAAAAAAUAUUUUUUAAUUCUAUAUAAUGGUGAAUUUUUCACCUCCUAUUUACUUUACGAUUUCCUUCACUCACGCAGCACAUUGCAAGACCAGUAGUUGCAAGCCAUUGACUCUCACCUCCCCUACAUCAUGUCGCUGCCAUCGGGGACUUGUUAAUUUGGUGUGGGGUGGCUUUCUUUUUACAAUUUAAAGAUGAGCGGGAAGGAGGAGAUUCCAGAAUGGUUCAGAGACGAAUUCUCAGCCAUGCGGACCGCAGAUUAAUUAGUUUGUCAAGAAAUGAAAAAAAUAAACUGCAGAUGUCUUGCUAGAAAUUCGUGUCUCUCAUGCAUCUAAAUAUGGAAACAAUUAAAGGAGAGCAGGUUUAUCUCACAGAAAAUUGUUCUGAGAUUAAGUGCGCUUAACCUAUAUCCGCAAGUAGCUGGAUAGUCCUCCGUGGCGCAAGUUUCACUGUUAGAUUUAUAAUGAAACAUCAUCGAGAGCUUUCUUCCCAAAACAUAUAUUAAAAUUACUGCUGUGCAUAUUUAAAGGGACACGGUGUCAGGAUUAUAGUUGAUCCAGCACGCAGAAUAAUAUCACACCAAGGACUAAGGAUAACGUCUAACCAGACCUUAGAAUGGCCGGACUUAACGUACCUGAAAAUAGUCAAAAUACUUGCCGAGGUCAGGGACACAGAACGUGACAAUGAUGAGGGAAGCCAGAAGUCAAGGAUACUGGAAAUCAGGGGAGUCAAAACGCAGCCAAAGUCAAAUACCAGAAAAACACAAUUAGGAACACACUCUCAGAUAACCAGCUAGUGGAAACCACGGCAGGGCACGGUUUGGGUUUAAAUAACCCUCCUUAGGCUGUAAUUUAUUUUCCACCAAACCUUUUAUGAACCAGUGUUGUUUCCCUGAAACUCAAACCAGACCUCUUCCUUGUCAUUAUGAUAAUGUUGCAGUACUGCAGUGUCCAUAGGAACCCAUCAAAAUUUGAACAACUAUAUAAAGUUGCGCAUAGUGUCUAAGCUGCAAAAGUGCGUACAUUCCACCAUUGUUUACAUGUUAUCGUCAUCCAAAUUUGGACACAAUUGUUAGGUUAAUUUUGAUCCAGGAUGGGUUUUAGGUACCGAUUAUUGCUGAACAAUAUUGGACGGAUUUGUGUGUAUAUAUAAUGCAGAAUGACCAACACGUUGAGCACUGCUGAUGCACCCAUCUAUGAGAGGAAAUAUUUCAUCUCAAGUACUUGGCGAACGCAUUUAAACAUUUACUUGGGUUUCAUUUUGCACCAGCCCUCCCGUCAUUGGCUCACAGAGCUGCUCUAUCGAGUGAUUGGACAUUUGUCUGCAACUUAUAUUCACACCGAGUGUUCUACUACAGAGAGGUCAGAUUUUCAGUGCUGGGAGACAUAUUAUUUUGUUGCUAAAACAGUGUGAGGUCUGUUUAUUCGAACAGUACUCUGUUUAAUGCUUUAAGUUUAUUAAAGGGACACUAUAGUCACCUGAACAACUUUAGCUUAAUGAAGCAGUUUUGGUGUAUAGAACAUGCAGCCUCACUGCUCAAUCCUCUGCCAUUUAGGAGUUAAAUCCCUUUGUUUAUGAACAUUAGUCACACCUCCCUGCAUGUGACUUGCACAGCCUUCCAUAAACACUUCCUGUAAAGAGAGCCCUAUUUAGGCUUUCUUUAUUGCAGUUCUGUUUAAUUAAGAUUUUCUUAUCCCCUGCUAUGUUAAUAGCUUGCUAGAGCCUGUAAGAGCCUCCUGUAUGUGAUUAAAGUUCAAUUUAGAGAUUGAGAUACAAUUAUUUAAGGUAAAUUACAUCUGUUUGAAAGUGAAACCAGUUUUUUUUUCAUGCAGGCUCUGUCAAUCAUAGCCAGGGGCGGUGUGGCUAGGGCUGCAUAAACAGAAACAAAGUGAUUUAACUCCUAAAUGACAGUGAAUUGAGCAGUGAAAUUGCAGGGGAAUGAUCUAUACACUAAAACUGCUUUAUUUAGCUAAAGUAAUUUAGGUGACUAUAGUGUUCCUUUAAAUCUUUUUAACGUGUAAAUAUUAUCCUAUGUAUCGUCCCAUGAAUGCAGCAUAUGUAUGGUUUAAUGGCAAAAUCAAUAAACAUAAGAUUAUUUAGGUAGGAACAAGCCAACUGGUUAUUGUUUAUUUUCUUUAAAAAAAAAAAAUUGUUUUUGUAAAACUUUAUUGUUCUCAAUAAAGAGAAGAUACAACAUAACCGUUAGAAUCCACAGAAGCAUUUGAGGCAGGUGACAAAAAAAAUGUAUCCACAGGCAUUUGGCACACCAACACAUCUUCCAAGCAAACUUCUUAAAUCCGGAUCAGGAAACUGGAAAACCAUGAGAUGAAACCUACCAUGUGUAUAGAUAAAUCUAGAAGUAUCAGGUUCUAAGCAGCCAGGAUAUCAGCGGUACAGAUAACAAUACAGAUAACAUGACUGUUCAAAGAUGUAGAAAAAAAACAACAAAUCUAUUAAUGCAUUCCUUUGUUACAUUAUACUGAUGGCUAAUUACACUGAUCUUACAAUGAUAGCACAUUUUGACACAGCAGAUAAUUCUAAAUAUUUCUAAUAAUGAUUUGCCCAACCAUCGGUCCUGCUAUGGUAGGUCAUUGCUUCUAUAUAAGAUCAUGUUUUUAAAUGGAUUUUUCUCUCCCAGCCUCUUAUUGUCUCACUUUAUAAUAAGCUCUGUGUAUUAGAUCAGACUGAUCCACACCACGCUCGCAGUUUUAUCAAUGUAUGUAUCAUUCCGACUACAUACAGGAUAUUGCACCGCUGAACCUUAUAAAAAAAAAAGUUUAUUAAUCCCCGAGGCUGUAAUAAUAGCAUAUUUAUAUAUAGGGAUGUAAAGUAGCUAUGGCUGUGAAUAACAUUAAGAAAAAAUGGAAACGUUCGUUUUUGUAAUUUCGGUUUCAUUUAUUUUCAUGUUUGUAAUUAUCUUAUUGAAUGUAGCAAAGGUUGUAAUGUUGGGUCUUUUUUAUUAUAUCUGUUAUAUUUAUUUGUUUGUCUCUUGCCGUGUGUCACACUGGAGCACACUGUAUUAAAAUGUAGCAAUCUUUAUUAGAAAUAUCAUAAAAAUACAUAUUAUUAUUAUUAUUAUUAUUAUUACUGGCAUUUAUAAAGCUCCAACAUAUUCCGCAGCGCUGUACAGUUGGGAAAGACAACACAAUUAGAACAGACUAAUACAAAAGGUAGAGGGUUCUGCAUGUGUGUUUACAAUCUAAAGGUUGAACUGAGGAGAUGAGACAAGAGGUAGCAGAGGGAUGUGUAUGUGAUGGCAGAGAGAGAUAAUGGUAUAACUGCAGCAGCUGAUACAUUAUCCAAAAAUAACAUAUAUAUAUAUAUAUAUUAUUCAAAUAAUCAAUGGAAAAAAUGCAAAAUGGAUAUAUGCACAAAAGUGAGAAAAUAGACUUGAGUAAUUGAACACAAAUAAUAGACAGGAGAGUAAUUGGGUUACCAAAUAAAAACUGCUCCCUAAUAUUCCAACACAAAGCCUUUGACAAAGUGUUUGGUAUUCAGUAUAAGCGCUAACAGUGGUAGCAUAGAAAGAUGUAUACAGAGGUCUCAGAGUGUAAGGACAGUUUACCUUCUCCCUGGAUGAAGUGCAAGCUGGAGAGGCUACCUUUUAAGUUUUCACAGCAGCCAGAUAUCCCAGAGAGGACCACGUCCAUCCAGAAUGUGCACUAUAAUACCAUGCUGCCCAUGGCUGGGUGCAAUACAAGCAGAGUUUCAAAGCUGAUUGGCCUACUGUCAGACAAGUAAACUAUUUUACUCAAAAAAACAAAAAACAAAACAUAGGCUGAGGCUAGUGGGAGUUACAUUUAUAUAAUGAUAUGAUGAGGCAACUGAGUCUGAUAAGAAUAUUUUUUCUCUUUUAAUUAGAAAUCCAGAAAUUUCAGUAAAUCCAUGUUUCUUUGAGACGUUUUAAACUGGAGGUUUGUCCUCUGAGAAGCAUUUGAUUGGACAAUGCCCAAUAGUAACAAGGAAGUAGGUGCUGACCAAAGAUGGGGUUUAUCUUAAUUGGUAGCAAAGGUUGGUUCUACAAUGAAUACAUUACUAUAAACAUCACAUCCAGCGCACUCACCCAUCCACCAAACGGCAACUUCAUUCAAAGCUCACAGAAUGCAACAGUCCUACCCCAGCAACCUGCAAUACCUGAUUUUAUAAGCUUUAUUCACUUAUUUUGGAGGGGGUGGGGGAGAGAGAGAGAUUGUUUAAUAUUAUUAUUUUUUUAUAUUUCUUACAAACCCGUACACAUUAAAACAUAAGCACUUUUGGACAUUGUUUCCCUUUUAAGUAGCACUGUUCCUGUCAUGGUAUUGUCAAUGUUUCCUCCGUUUAUUCUGCGCACGUUUCUCGGGUCCAGGCUGAGAUAACCAACCACAUUUAUCAGCGGAUGGAGAUGCUAAAAGAACAAGGGCUCUAAUUGGAAAGGCUUCUGAAAUUAAAGCAGAUUCCCAUGUCCAAUAUAAAUACUGAAAUAAUUAAUUUCCUUAGAGAGGAAAAAAAAUGAAUAAAAAAGGGCAAAUCAAAGUCAUGUUGAACAAUGAAAUUCGUGAUUCCGCCCUGAAAGUAAAAAAAAAUAAAAAAUUAAACAACCGCAAAAUAUAACCUAUAAAUAAAAAAUAAACCGGUUUUAGUGAUUCUGUUACAAUACCGAAAUUUAUCAAUUUGUUGCACACAUUAUUACGGUACGUCAAACUUUUGGCACAAUUUAGUAAAUCUGAUGGGUUUUUUUGUUUUUUUUUACUUUCUAACCAAUUUUUUGGAGAAUACGCAAUUUUUUUCAGUGAGGCAAUAGAUUUGUCAUUGUUUUAUCAUUCUUUCAAAUAGAGUAUUGUUCUGUUUCACUUUUUUUUCUUUUUUACAACACUAUAAAUUUGGUUUUCUUAAAUGGAAUUAUCAGCAAAAAUAGCUUGAAUUUACUAUAAAUAAAACCUUUUAGAAUCCUUUAAACCGUGUAAUUUUCUUUCUCAAAUUUGGUGAAAAAAAGUGUUUUCUUUGCCAGCAGGGCUAGCGUGAACAGGAAAUCUGCAGGAUAGCAAUGCAAAGAAACAUAAAUAAGUGUGAGCCUGUGGAAAUCGUGGGAUGCAUACAAUUAUACAAGUAGGUUCUGCUCGCGGAAAUGGUGGAACCCGGUCAAAUAUUAGACUUGUGCCUUCAGUUUCAAACAAAUUGCGAUUUAUCUAUAUUAUGUGAUUGACGGGUCAUCCGAAUCACAAUUCUAAAUAUAGGUGUUUUUUGGGGAGGGGCGGGGGGGUUCACUGCUCUUCCUCAUUUUUUUUAAUUUACAUUUUUUAAAUUUUUUAUAAUGCUUUAUUUUAUCGUGCACGAACAAUACAAAUAGGCAGGCAAUGCCACAACAGCUGUCGCUUGCAUUUAGGGCAACAUUGAAAAAACAUUUGUUUGGCAUAUCUAAACAUCGCACAUUUUAUGUUCUAUUGUAGAAUCGCCGAGAAUUGGAUCGACACGUCAGUUAUAAGAUAAGGCAGACGACAUACUAAUUCAAAUUUACAUACUGACUUUUCGUGAAAUUAGAGGGUCACAAGCUUAUUUAAGGCUUAUCUUUCUUAUGUGUGUUUAAAAAAAAAAAAAAAAACACAAAGAAGAAAAAGCAUAGCUAAACAUAAGGUAAACAAUCUAGGUAACUGCUUUAAGAAGGUACAUUAUGUUCAUCUAUAAGCCUGUCGUAAGCAAUCAUGUACAUAUUAUAAUCAUCAUUUUCUGUUAGAGUAAGAACAAGAGGUACCCAUUGCAGGGCCGUAUAGACAAGAUUGAUAAUGCUGGGUAAAGCUUAAGCACUGCAAAUAGAGUUAAUUGCUCAGAGUAUAUAGUGAAACAAGUAGCGUAGUUAAUGCUUAUAUGAAGUAGUGUCCACUGAGACUAAUCCUAAGACAUUACUUAUAUGGCAAAAUAAACUUUGAGAGACAACAGGCACAAAGAAAAUACAUUGCUUGCUCAUAAUGCCUAAGCAUCAUGUUUUUAAAGUGGGGACUCCAGUUUAAGAGGAGCUUUACUGGUCAGUGAUCUGUUCAGUCAGCCGGUACUCAGGUCUGGGUAGACCGGUGUGGAGUCUGCACUGGUAUCGGUAGAGCAGUGUGUGAGGCUUUGGUUACUAAAGGAUUCAUAGUGGGAACAUUACUCUAGCCGGAGUCAGUGAGGUGGGGAUUCCGUAGGGCCUAUAGAUGAGUCAAACUGAUUGUCGGCUGUGCAAGAACCAAUCCCCGACUCAGUCCUUAUUGUUCAGCCAAUGCCGGUCCUGGAGGCCUGGCAGAUGCGCCGGGAGUAAGGGCAGGUGUGUCGACUCGGCAGGAUUCUGUCUCCAUUAGUCCCAGUGCGGAGAGGAAGCAUAUUUAAUGAGGAAUGCAGAGUCCCCGUUGUGUGUGUCAAUUGUGAAAGUGCCCCAUGUUGCCAUUUUGGGCCUCGCGCAUCGCCAUCUCCAUACACUAUUUGGUGGCGCUGUGUUCUUACGUGGCCCGUUCCCAGUCACUGCUUGCCGGUGCUGUAGUCUUGGGCUUGGUCGCUCCCGUGGCCCUGAGAGCCGAUUUCGGGCUGCCGCUGUUGUUGAUGAGGCUCCAGGAGCCUGAUCUUGAGAUAGCACCUCUACAGAGCUGGCCUUUCAUGCGUGUGGAGCCUGUGGGAGUUUCUGCAUCCUGCUGUGUGACCACCUGUGCCGGGCUUUGUAGCUUACCCUCUGUCUGGGUCUACAGGUCGGAAGGUUGCAUACAGGCCUCUAGCUUCUUCCAGAAGGAGCUGCAAAUUGCGGCUAGUCGGAACUCUGUUUCUGCCGUGGUGUGGGAGGCCUCCGCCGGUUUAUAAGUCUCACCAGGAUCCACAGGACGUUGUGUCUGAGUUGCUGUCUCGCCACCUAGCUGGGGGAUCAAGUGAGGGUAGACUGGGAUAACACUUGCCGGUCCAAGGGGGAGGGGGAAAGAGGGCCCAGAGACGUGUACCAGGCUGGUCGAAGAAGCAGGAAAGCGGCCAUCUUCCCCGUGCCCGCCAUGCUGGUAGGCCUCACCGUGAUUUCGGGUGCACCUUUGUUACUUUGUCGCUUAAGUGGUGCCUGUGCGUUUGCCCUGGUAUCUCCAGUCACUUGGUGGCCUUCGUGUGCCAUUUCAAUGUUGUUUUGGUGUCUGGAAUCCGCUAUUUUUGCCCCAAAUAGCAGGAGCUGGUGAGGCAAGCACCCUCUCAGCUCAGCAGUCAGGCCCCACCCCCCUCCUUUUUUGCCAGUGGUUACUUCUUCGAACUUGAUCGGUGACCCAAAUGGCCUGAAUAUUGGCCCAUCAGUACUAUUUAGUAAUAUUUAUAUAUUUGUCAUGCUCUUUUGUUAGUCCAAAUCACUUUUCCUGAAUAGUUUGCAAAGCUGGAAAAUACUUAAACUAAAAUGCCACUGAUGAAUCUCUGACUACCAGUAAAUUGUUUUAAAAAAUUUUUACGGACAAGUUGAUUAGGCCGAACUGCAUUUUAUAUAGUCACAAGUUUAAUAAAGAUUAAAAUAUCGGAAAUCAACCAUCGCUACUCAGAACACUUUGACAACUAUUAUUUUACAAAUCAAUAAAAAAAAAAUCAAUCUAAUUGAGCCCCGACCCACAGCAAAACCAAGUUUUACCAAAUUUAAAAUGGUACUGUCACUUCUGCAUUUUGCAUUAUUAUAGGAUCCAAAUGUUUUGCAUUGGAGUGUCAUUGAAAAGAUCAGCUCAAUGAAAAUAUACCAUAAAACAAAGUAGAGACCACUUUGUGGUUUUUUUUUUUUUGGUUGUUUUUUUUUUUUUACGUUCGAGUAAAUAUUUGGAAAAUUGGAGCAAAAUGUGGAGCUUCAAAUGUCUUCCACCUGCCAUACUCCCGAUGGCUGGUGGGUUAAGUUACAUUAUUUUUAUACUCCCCAGUUGCUGUUUUAUCAUGUUUUCUCAACUUGGUCUGAAACCACAUGAGUAUCUGCAAUGUGAUCACCGUCCAAAAAUAUCAGAACUUUUUUCUGCCGGUAAUUCCACUAAAGUUAUUAAAUAUUGACUUAGAACUGAGCUUAAAGAGACUUAACAUUUUGCUGAUUUUUGGAGUAACUCCAUUGAUGUCUUAAAGGGAAACAAUAGUGCCAGGAAAACAAUGCUGCCUAUAGUGACCACUUACCCGUGGUGGAGAAGUGGUUAAAAACCCCUUUUGUCACUUACCUUUUUCCAGCACUGAUGUCCCUCCAUCUUCACUCCUAAUGCACAUGCGCAGCAAUGGCUGAGCUAGCAUUAAGACUUCCUCCAUUGGAAAGCAUAUAUAAUACUUUCCUUUGGGAGUUUGGGUGACGCUGGAUUUACCUUUGCAGGGUUAAGGGACCUGAGACUAUGCGCCAAGACCACUUCAAUUAGCUGAAGUAGUCUGGGUGCCUAUAGGUUCCAGAUUCCUCCGUUUAACUGAAUUUCUAGUGAAGACAUCUUCUCAUUUAUAAAGUAAUUCUUGUGUAGAAUUUCAUAGAUCAAUAAUUUGUGAGAAAUAUGGCAAUAGAAUGCUAAAAAUGACUAUAUAAAUCUCAGUAUAAAAUUCUCAUUUAUACAUUGUAUCAGGUCACCAAAUUGUUCUAAUUCAUGUUAUCUGACUUUCUGUUCCAUCCGAAGGGAGAAUGAAGAAAUGCCAGCCAAGCCAGCAGAUGAAGGAAGCCCCAGUUCUCGAUUUUCUAGCCUCCCACCGGGAAAUGGACCGUGGUAAUGGAAGUGACUGCAGUGUGGGUAACAUCAUGCAGGUACUACAAACAUACCUGUCCGGGCAUACAGAAUAAUGAGCGAUUUAACAUUACCAACCUUUAUAAUCUCAUUAUAAAACUACACUAGAAUCAUCGGACAUUACCAGACUGUGUGAUCCGAUGUUACCAUUCUAGAGAAACAUAACGUAAACUCAGAUGGCUGGCUGCACUUAUUGUGUGAAAUAAUCCAGAUCAGGUGUAGGCAACCUUUGGCAUUCCAGAUGUUGUGGACUAAAUCUCCCAUUAUGCUAUUACAACCAUAAUACUGACAAAGCAUUGUGGGAGAUGUAGUCCAAAACAUCUGGAGUUCUGAAGGCCUACUCCUGGUCUUGAUUCAUAAAAGGAAAAAAUUAUCAGUCCUGACUCCAUAAUAAGGGGGAGCGGGCAUAGCUUAUUAGGGCUCAUCCGUAAUAUUGGGGGGAAGCUUGCAUUACCAGUGCUGAGCCAUAAUAAGGGGGACGAUCUUGAAUGACCCAUUCUAAGGUAUAAUUACCCCCUUUACUGGUGUAAAACCAGAUAAAAUUUCACAGGGAGCAUCUGAGUCUACAAGCCCUGUACAGGCACAUCAACACAGUCACAGAAACCCAUGAAAGAAACAGUUCUAGCCCCAAACUAUUUACAAUAUAUUAAUAGACUGAAAACCAGGACUAUCAUUUACUUCACGAAAACAGCACCACAGGGAGCCAUAUAAAAUCAAUUCCCCACACAGAUACACCAUUUAAAAACCCAUCAGUGUCCAGUGCCGCAGCGAUAGUCUGGCAGACCAUAUGGGCGCACCACAAACUCUACAAAAGGUAACAAUUUGUAUCAUCAAAGCGGAAUAAUACGUAACCGUAGUAAUCACAAUUCUUGGUUUUAAUAUUUAUAACCCACGGUAAGACAGGAACGUCAGAUCUAGAUUUAUAUUAAACCAUUCGAACAACCAUUCUGAGAAAAAGCUAAAUAUCCUUUUCAGGAAUACAGUGCAAAUGCCAGCCUCAGAAUUGUAACAAAAUGUAACUUUUCAAAGGAUAAAUUCAUUAAAAAUAAUUCCUUAUUGAAUGUUUAAGAAAUUGGAAUUCUCAAGGUCCCCUUUACAGAGGGGUUGGCUUCACUUUAUUCCAUGUUCUGAUGGUACAUACUACAGUUUAGAAACAAAUGCAGUGGUUUAGGGGCACAGCAAUAGCUUCUGGGAGUUGUAGUUCAAUUGUUAGCAUUCUGCUGUAGAAAACUAAUAAUUAAACUUCAACACCCAGAAACCAUGAAUUCCUGAACUGCAGAAUGUUUGGAACAAAUGGGGGGAAAAAAGACUGCGGGAUGGGAGGGAAGGACAGAGGAGAUGGGCUCUUGGAGCGAAACAAAUAUUUUAUUUUAAUGGUAUAUUUAAGAGCACAUAUUGACUUAAAGGGAUAUUAUAGUCACCAGAACAACUACAGCUUAAUGUAGUGGUUGUGGUGUCUAUAGCCUGUCUCUGCAGAAAAGGCAGUGUUUACAUUGCUCCCUAGGGACAUCUCUAGUGGCAAUCACUCAGACGGCCACUAGAGUUGCUUCCUGGCAUUCAGCAUCACUAUGCUCUGUAUGAAGGAGCGGAACAUUCCCCAUUGCUAUGCAUUGAUUCAAUGUACCUCUAUGAGGAGUGCUGAUUUGUGCAGCCAUGGAGACGGAGCCAGCCGUGGCGAGACGGGCAUGAGUAAAAUCACCUUUCCAAAGUGAGGCCUGAGACCUAAACAACCAUUCCAGGAUUAUAGUGACAGGAAUACAUUUGUUUUGUAUUCCUGGCACUAUAAUGUGCCUUUAAUUAAUUUUUUUUUUUUUUUUUUAAUGAGGAUUUUGUAUAAUAACAAUUGCUGUUGGCUAAUACUGGAAUCCUGGACUGUUCUUUAAAGGACCACUAUAGUGCCAGGAAAACACUUGUUUUCCUGGAACUAUAGUGCCCUGAGGGUGCCCCCACCCUCAGGGUCCCACUCCCGUGGCACUGAAGGGGGAGGAAGGGGUUAAUCCCUUACCUUAUUUCCAGCGCUGGGACUCUCCUCCCUCUUCUUCCGUCAUCGGCUAAUGCGCAUGCGCGGCAAGAGCCACGCGCACAUUCAGCCAGUCUCAUAGGAAUGCUUUCUCAAUGCUUUCCUAUGGACACUGGCGUCUUCUCACAGUGAGACACGGGGAAGCGCCUCUAGCGGCUGUCAAUGAGACAUCCACUAGAGGCUGGAUUAACCCUCAGUGUAAACAUAGCAGUUUCUCUGCAACUGCUAUGUUUACAGCAAAAAGGGUAAAACCUAGCUGGACCUGGCACCCAGACCACUUCAUUAAGCUGAAGUGGUCCUUUAAAUUCUGAACAGCAACGUAAAAUAUGAUCUGUGAUAAAACUGAGCCUAAAGAGGGAGCGGAAUUUUUGCCUUUUUUUAGGGGAGGGGGUGACAUUCGUUUAAACUGUAUAUAUCUGAUAAGUUCUAUUUUAUGCAUGAAAAAUAUAUAACACGUACUCCUUAUGCGACCUGACAAUGUAGGCAGUUUCAUUUCAGAUGCUGGCAGUCAUGGCUGCCAAAUAUUUUUCCAUCAGCCUGUAGAAACAGACCUAGUGUCAUUGCUUUCUCCUCGAUCCUAGCUGUGUACAAAGCAUCGCUUUGUGUCCCCUACUAAUAAAUCUCUAAUCACAUCUGUGACAUUAUUUCCUGGCUGUCCUUUUCUUUUUGUGCUUUUUAUUCCCCUCUCUUCCACUUCCUAUUAAUGAAAUACAAUGGCCGCUCAGUGUGCACCGCAUGCCUCGGCCAAAACCAUUGGUUACCGAAUGGUUAGUUCACACCGUAACAUUUUCAGAUAAUCAAGGAUAACCUUUGUUAGUUUCUCAAAAAGACUGCAUUGCAUGCAAUAAGCAAAGCUCUAUGAAUAAAAAAAAAAGAAAAAACAUUUAUGCUCAUUUUCUUAAAAAAUUUUUUUUUUUCUGUUUUCAGCAGGCACCAGAUUCUAGCUCAUUAGUAAAUCGUCUGCACUCUUCCACGUCCUCCUACCCCCGAAAUGAGAAGGGAUGGAAGAAGAAAGAUUUCUAGGACUGUAAAAUACCUCCUUCUUACCUUCGAAACCACUCCAGUUGGCUUAUAGAACCAUUAAUACAGAUGCAGACACAAUUUCACUAUACCAUGCUGGACUGAAUUGGCAUUGUCCAGAGGAGCUUGACGUCUUCUGAAGAACAAUGAUGUGCCAUUCAGUGAAGUUAGAGUGCUGAAAACCACCAGUGAUAUGGCCAUAAUAAUGCAGAAUCCACCAGAAUUUUAUUUAUUUCUAUGCUGUAUCCAAUACCAUCCAAAGAUAUUUGAGUAUGACCAAGAGAAUAAAAUAUAAGAAUCCAGAGAUUUACUUUGCGGGAAAACACAUUUUAAAUUCAGUUUUGAACACUGAUAUUUUAUUCUUAUUAUAACGAUAAUCAUUAUGUUUAAAAAAAAAAAAAGAAAAAAAAAGUGGCAUUUGGAUGGUGGUUUUAAAUGUAUAGGGGAUGCACAAUGGUUGCGCACUGUAGGGUAGAUGGCAAUGUUGAAUAGAUGGACAGGUGGCACCUAAUAAAAUUAGAGAACUUUUAAUACCGUACUUGAGCAGGAAAUUAGAUCAAGAUUUAUUUUAUUUAAAAAUAAAAAAAUAUUUUUAAAAAUGUAAAAAAAAAAAAAAAAAAGAUGUGGACUAGACCUCGUGGAUGGGCUGAUAGUGUUUUGUCUUUUCGUGCUUUGAGUGAAGAAACAUGAAUAAAAAUACUAUUUCUAGCGUAAAAGAAGUUUGUAUUUUAAUUUUAUGUGUUGGAGUAUUUCUGUAGUUGAUUAUAUUAUAUUAAUAUUGCAAACAUCAGCACAAGAAAAAAAAAUCUCGGUAGUUUUAUUGUGCAAAGUUGUAAAUCGAUAAAGUAAUUUCUAUGCGGCAGGUCAUUUUUUUUUUUUAUAAUUCUUUAUUUUUGAGUGCAUAAAGAGAAAGCAGUUACAUAUGUGUUUGUCAUGCCCCAAGAGCAUGUACUCACUAUAUAACAAUAAACGACGAUUCAAUAGAGCAUGACAUGGGAACACAGUGCACAUUUUUGUGUAUGAUGACAUGAAAACUAUUUUUCAGCAUAAGUAGUUAUGAGAGGAGGUACGAACUUGCAAGCAACAGCAUGGUAUGAUAGUUAGAUAACAUUACAUAGAAAAAGGCUGAUUUACAGGUCUAUCCGUAAGAGGCAAGACCCAGUCAUAACAUUCUCAUAACUAAACUUGUUAGAAGGAAAAAGGAAAAUAAAAAGAUAAACAUCAGUGAUAUAGCAUUUAGGACAUUUGGAUAUUACAUGCACAUUUUUAAGGGGUUAAGUUGAGUAGGUACUAGCUAGAGAGACAAUACGUGUUAGGCAUUCGUAAGGCAUUAGCUAAUAGCACGAUUUUGAUUAGGUUUAGAGUAGGUUCAGAUUAAUGAGACAUUAGCAAUAGGAGAAGACCACUGGUGUCCCGGUAUUGAAGCCCCACAGUCCCCCGAGCACAGUACUUUUGUGUUGGAUGUUAUGUGCAUGCUUGUUAGUCCCGCCAAUUAACAAGUUUCCCUUUCGCCGCUGGUUCCGUUGUGGGAAGCGACCGCAGCCUGUCAGCAGGUUUCCUGCAACUGGGGGCGUCCGGUGAGUGCCCUUUCGCUUGUACUAGGCUUCGCGUGAGCCUUCAGCCUGUGUCCGCUUCUCUGUCGCUGCUAGUGGUCAGUAACGGUCUGUGUAUUCGUUGGGCUGCGGUGUGAGGGGCAACCUCGCAGGCGGCCGCGGGGACCAGUCCUGGUCUCUGGGUGCCCAGGCUUGGGAAUCCAUGUGCUCCAUCAGGCGCUGGUGUAGUGAGGAAGUCCGGAGGUAGGUGCGUCUGGCGGUACCUCGCAUUGACGGUCGGUCUGUGCCCAGGGCUGACCUCGAGGCAGCCAUUUUGUGGUAAAACUCCGGGUUCCGAGAGCAUGGGAGGCGCAAUGUGAGCGGUGGUGUCGGAUCCCUCCAGUGGGGACCGGGAUAACCCCCGCCGGUCCAUAGGGGGGGAACGGGACCCGUGAGGAGUGCUUCAGUGCUGCUGCGUGGUUGCUAGAGUUGGAGACAGGACGGCGGCCGUCCAUCCCGCUCCCCUCCCGCGUAGGCCGCAGGCCCCAAAGUUUCUUGCAGCCUUCAGGGGCCUCAAAACUCCUGAUCUUGGGGUCAGCAGUAGCGCCCACAGCUGCCUGUUCACUGUGCUGCAUUUCUGGCUGUGAUGUGCCAUGUUUUGCAUUCUAAAGGGCCAGAUUGUGCAGGAGCCUCUCCCGCAUGCGACCGGUCAGCAUGGCGGCCAGGCCCCGCCCCCCGCGGCAGGUCAUUUUACCAAUUUACCCAAGUAUAUGUAUCAAUUGCUUUACGGUUCAAUAUUUUUAAGUUCUUAAAGAGACUCUGUAGGCGCUGUAGCUGCUUAAUCUGGUGGAAGUAGUUAUAGUGCAUAGAAUACCCUGGCAGCGUCCUUAUGAUUAAUGUUAACACACAUAUGUACAUCUAUAUAGUUUAAUGCGUGACGACCGUCCCCAGCAGCCCACUUUUUCGGAGUUGCUUGGGCUAAUAAGGAGGCAUUAGUCUAUGCAUCAAAGAGUGCUGGCGAUUGGCCAGAGAUCCUCAUUGACUGUUUAACUGCUCGAAAAUGGUUUAACACUGACUGGAGAGACAGUGCCAGGGGACUGUAAGCACUAUAACAAAUUCAAUGCCUACAGUGUCACUUUAAGUGCCAAUUUUUUUUCCUCUUCGCACACAACGAAUGCAUUACCCAAUGGCAACUGGUUCACUACUAAAUCCUCGCUGCACUCUAUACCGAUGGCAUAAAAGCCUGCCAGUCAGGCUUGUUACAGACAUCAUCAAAAACGUACGGAGCAAGAGACAAUAUAGCAUUGUUCUACACAAUUUGCAACAACUAGAUCAAUAUUGGCAAUUUUACACCUCUUCCCCCAAUGCUUCUAUGUUUUACUUAAAACAAUGUCUGACCCUCCACCCUAUCCAGAACAGCAUUAUCACAUUUCUCUCUGAAUCUGACUGUUUGUUACUUUAAAUUGUUAACCCAUGUUUUGACAAGAAAAUGUAUUUUUGAAAUAGCCUUGGCUGACUUAGUAAAAGCCCAAUUUAAAACAGUAGGUGUUUUCAGCUGUUCACCGAGCAAUCAGUCUCUAUAUUGAAUUACCCCAUGAAUGCAAUCAGAAGCAUUCUCCGGACGGUCGUAUUAAUAACAAAAUAUUUCCAGAGAGUAAGAAUGUAACAAACGUAAAUGUAGGAAAUAUAUACUUAUAAUUUAACUUUUUUAGGGGGGUUAUAUUGACCAAAACUCUCUAGUUUUAAGCCUUUUUUCCCGGCAAUUAUUACUAAAUAUUUCCCAUGAUAUCUCUCUGACAAGAUUUUAGUUCAAGAAGAAAUAUUCAACUGUGGAUUUGAAAAAAGGUUCCUCAUUUUACAUCUGUGAUUUUUGGGCUGAAGUUUGGAGAUGAAGUGCUUAUCCGCUAAACAAGACACUGAAAAGAGAAUUACAAAUUUUAUGCCAGAUGUUCCAAUUUUGAAAAAUGUCUUCAACAUGGGUAUUUACAUUAUAUGCACUUAUAAAUUCUCAAUAAGCCUCUGUUCUGUUAUUAUACCACAAACUGUUUGAUAAAGGGUCUUGUUUUGUCUUUUCUGUUCCAUUUUAAAUCCAUCCCCACAACUCUGUUGGUUUUUGCAUAAUAUUUACUGUGAAUUUCGAAGAAAAUGUGUGGUUCAUAAGUUAACAGUUUUAUCUUCAGAUAGAGGAGAUGUAAUGCACUGUUAAUAAACUUAUGAUCACACCUGUACACUCCACUACCUUUAAUUUGAACACUUUUAAUAAUUUAGGAAUGCGAACACCACUUUAGGCUUGGCAAAAUCUUAUAUGGAAACGCAUUUAAAGCCCUUGGGACAAAAGGUUUGUUCUCUAAUAAAUGUGUUUUUAUAAUUAUACACUUAUAAGGAAUUCCAAAACAAAAUCAUCUCUAGCUGUUAUACUUUGGGUGUUCCCAUUAACGGUUUGAGAAAGAGUUUAGCAGAGUUAUUCACUUCACACAUUCAAGUGAGAAUUCAAAUUUCCACAGAGUCAGACUUGGUUAUUAAAUCAAAUCCUUCUCACAGAGAGGAUUUGAUUGGCACAGUGUGGCAAUUUUGCUAAGCAUGUGAACUAGCCUCCCAAUACUUUACUAUGGGGAAGCAUUGGAUUGGCCGAGAUCAUCAAGACUGAUCUCAGCCAAUGACGUGUGCAGCAGGACUUGUUCUGUAAACAAUAGAGAGGAGUAAAAAAUUAUUUAUUGCUUGGGGGGGAGAAUGUUUGUUUAUACAAUAAUUUGAGAAAAAG
Messenger RNA from Pelobates cultripes (western spadefoot toad), 70202 nucleotides. NCBI's taxonomy places the organism in Eukaryota, Metazoa, Chordata, Amphibia, Anura, Pelobatidae. The record is from the annotation of a GenBank genome assembly.